This is a messenger RNA of Podarcis lilfordi (Lilford's wall lizard), 55847 nucleotides long. The record is from the annotation of a GenBank genome assembly. Lineage: Eukaryota; Metazoa; Chordata; Lepidosauria; Squamata; Lacertidae.
CCUCCGCGCCGGGCAGGCAGGCAGGCAGGCGGCUGCGGAGCGCCUGGGCGCCUUUGUAGCGGUGCCGUCGCUUCCCCGGCCUGCCGAGCGCGCCGCGAUGCUGCGCCCUCGGAUGCCGCGCUCGGAGCAGCACUGACGGCGCGCACCAUGAAGGAGCUGCCCGGCGCCUCGCUGCAGAAGGCUUGCCGCCUGCUGGUCAUCUUCUGCGUCCUCCACCUCCUGGCCGUCGUCCUCUACUGCUUGGCCGGCAGCACGCUCAGCUUCCAGUGGCGCCUGGAAGCGGCGGCGCCCCGCGGCCCGGCGCCCUCCCGGAGGGACCCCGCAGCCCCGGCGCCCAAUGCCUCCAAGCCGGACGCCUCUUGCCCCGAGCCUUCUCCGCAUCUGGGUAAGUCCCGGGCUCGGCCGGCCUCUCGCUCUCCAGCUGGCGUCCUCGUGUUCCCCCCACCCACCCUCUCCUUCGCCAGCCCCGACGGCCCUUGGCCCACCACGCUGCCGUCGCGGGUCCCCCCUCCAUCUCCUUAGCCUCUCUCCUCCUGAACCCCACGCGCUUCCCUGGCUCUUCCUCCCAGCCCCCCACUUUCUCCCCCCCCCUUUCCUGUUCCUGCCUCCUCGACGGCCCGUCCUCCUUUCGGAAGCCUCUUCUCAACCCGGGCGCGGAUUCGCGUGCGCCUCUCCUUUCCCUUUUAUACCAUCCCUUUUUUCUUUCCUUUGGAUUAAACGUAGCGGAACUUUCCCCAGGAUAAUAAACAGCUAGCGCGCUGGGUUCGCAAGUUUCUUCCCUAGUAUGGCUUGUUACACAAAGUGGGCAAUGGCUUGGCCUCAACCGUCUGAAAACAGCGAGCAAGCUUUUGAGUUCUUCAGAAUUCUUCGUCGGGCUAAAUAGGACAUGAAACGCGGUGGGUGGGUGUGCCGAGGAACGCAAUGCCCCAUAGCUUUUGUAUCCCUUGUAAAACGGGUGAAGAGGGACAUCUUUUACCCCAUAAAGUCUGUCUGCGCUCUUAUUUGGAAGGGGGCCCCAGCGGAGCUAAGCGGGAGCUCUGCGUAAAUACGCACAGGAUCGGACUGCGUGGCUGCUUAGCGCCAUUGCUCACUUGCGCGCAGGGAACUUCCUUUGAGUUCAGUGGGACUUGGGCUGAAGUAAGCGUGCUUCGAAAUGGGCUGUUGCUCAUAACUUCCUCUUCUGCUACAGCCUCCCCUUUCCUCCCUCAAAGCUCCCCCCACCUUUCCGGAGUCGCUCUUUGAUAGCUCUAAAUCUGUCUUGCUGAAGUGCAACUUUACAGCUCCACAGUGCUACUUCUGACAACGUUUGUGAAAGGAAUAUAAGUGGAUGAAUCACAUGCGCCACGUUGCUGAAGAGGCGCUUCUUCCUCGUUCCUAGACAAACAUGUUCUCUCCCCUUAUUGAAGGAGAGGUGUCGCUGGUUUAACUUUUUAAUUUUAUGUGUGGACAGCUUUCUGGACCCGCCACAGAACCCUGUGAGCAAUCUCCAUUUCUGUAUUGUUCUGGAGCUUUCCCACUGGAAAGAGAACAAACCUCUUUAGCAAGUGUGCCAAAAGUGGUCCAGUGUAUGGCAUAUUGCCAUGCUAGUGUGCACUACUAUAAUAUCCCCUUGCCUCUCAUCUGCUGAACCAGGAACCAGCAGAAAUGCAGGCCUCAGUCUGCUCCAUAGCUAGGCCAGUGGGCAUGCAAAUCUACCUACACAUGCUGUAAUACCUCCAUGUUAAUACAGUUUGCUUUGUUUAUUAUUAAUUUUGCAGAUUUAUAAACUGCCUCCCUGAAGUUUUGUACAGUAAUUUUAUAACCUAGUCAUAUUUUCUUUCUACCAUUGUAGCCUCCUCCUCCUCAGAAUAGUUUGUUAGACAUCAUUUAGGAGCCAAACAUAUCCAGUGGAUAUGUUUCCUUUGAAUCCCUACACAGCAGCAGCAACAACAGGAACUAUGUUUCUGUAAUGUUCUUGCUCUCACCUGCCCACAUUUCUGCAUUCAGUUUUAAUCUUAAGGGUGAUUGCCACACCCUAGCAUCACUAUGCAUGCCAUGGGUUAGGUUAGCAUGCUGGUGUCUCAGGAAAAACAAGUCAGAAGCUUCUCGGAAUUGCCAGAGCUAGGUUUGCAGUUUUGGGGCUACGUGUCCAAAUGGUAUUCAUUCCAGUUCUAAUAUCCAGGGCUGUCUUAAGCAUAUGUGGCGCCGGGGUGCAAAGAUCUGCCCUGACGCCUCCCAGGUUGCCCAGUCCCAGGCGCGCAGGAGGGCGGCGCCAGCCAGCUGCCUCAGUGUCUGACUGGCUCAGCUGCCCCCAAACUCAUGACACAGAGCCGCCCGCUGUGGCGCUCUGACCAACAGGCAGGCUCUUCCCCGGACUCAACUCUUGGGCCCCGGACUCUCAGCCUGGCACCCCUGAGAGCCCGGUGCCCGGGUGCCCUGCACCCCUAGUGCCUAUGGGUAAGACGGCCCUGCUAAUAUCUUUAACAUCCACAUUGCUGUUUCUAUUUAUUUUCACUUCUGUGGAAUAUUUCCCUGGUCAUCAUGCAUGUGCCUUGGGUGCUCCUUUAGCUCAAGGGUGGCAAACCAGUUUUGGUUUGGGUGCUGCGUUCACCCUCCUCAGCUGAGCUGUACAGAUCAGCUUAAAAGGAGCUAUUACUGGUCCCUGCUCAUCAAAUGAAUGAUCUGAAUGCUAGAGGGCAGAACAUUUGCUUUCUUAUCAGGUCACUGAGCUAGGCCAUGGGCAUAGGUGAAGGGACCCCUGACCAUUAGGUCGAGUCAUGGCCGACUUGGGGUUGCAGCGCUCAUCUCGCUUUAUUGGCCGAAGGAGCCGGCGUACAGCUUCCGGGUCAUGUGGCCAGCAUGACUAAGCCGCUUCUGGCGAACCAGAACAGCACAUGGAAACGCUGUUUACCUUCCCACCGGAGCGGUACCUAUUUAUCUACUUGCACUUUGACGUGCUUUCAAACUGCUAGGUUGGCAGGAGCAGGGACCAAGCAACGGGAGCUCACCCCGUCACGGGAAUUCGAACCGCCGACCUUCUGAUCGGCAAGUCCUAGGCUCCGUGAUUUACCCACAGCGCCACCCGCGCCCCAGCCAUGGGCAUAGCCAGGAUUUAUUGGGGGGGCAGGCUUUAUGUUAGGGGGGGCAGAACUGAGUUAUCUGUGAUGCAAUUGGUCAGUUAAGUAUUUUUAUUGAUUUGCUUGAUUGGGGGGGGGGGAGCUGCCCCCUGGCUUCACCCAUGACCUAGGCUAAUAUGUUUGAACUUUUCUGCUCAAACCACUUAAUUCCCCCCCCCCUUUGCUGCUACAAAAACCAGUGGAGUCCUAGAGCGGGCUUCCUCAACCUCGGCCCUCCAGAUGUUUUGAGACUACAGUUCCCAUCAUCCCUGACCACUGGUCCUGCUAGCUAGGGAUCUUGGGAGUUGUAGGCCAGAAACAUCUGGUGGGCCAAGGUUGACGAAGUCUGUCAUAGAGGGUCUGGGGGGGAAAUGGGUUGCUCUCUCUCUCUGUGGGGCUCAUUGGCCCCCCAGGCUAUUCUGUAAGCAGCAAUUUGGAAGUUUUUCUCUUUUUUUAAAUAAAUAUUUAUUAAAGUUUUCACAAUAUUACAUAAUGAAAAAGAAAAAAGAAGAAAUACAAAAUAAAAAACAGUUAAAAACAAUUCCAUCUUUUCAUCGCUUAUCUUUCAUUUGCUUGUUUCCCGGACCUCCUCAUACCUCCCUUUUUUGUAUUCCAGUUCAAUUUAUUAAUUCAGCAAUACCUUUCCCUCCUUAUUUUAUCCUGAUCUUUAUCUUAAUAUAUUAUAGCAUUAAAUUUUUACCUGUUAAAAAUCCAAUUUUUUCAUAUUCUUUUAUACCAUUACAGCUAGAAACCAUUUAACUUCAAUCCAACAUCAUUCUAACAUUCAUUAAUUUUGCAAUAUUUCUGUAAGUAGUCUUUAAAUUUCUUCCAAUCUUCUUCCACCGACUCUUCUCCCUGGUCUCGGAUUCUACCAGUCAUUUCCGCCAAUUCCAUGUAAUCCAUCAUUUUCAUCUGCCAUUCUUCCAGAGUGGGUAGAUCUUGUGUCUUCCGAUACUUUGCAAUAAGUAUUCUUGCUGCUGUUGUAGCAUACAUAAAGAAAGUUCUGUCCUUCUUUAACACCAAUUGACUGACUAUGCCCAGGAGAAAGGCCUCUGGUUUCUUCAAGAAGGUAUAUUUAAAUACCUUUUUUAAUUAAUUAUAAAUCAUCUCCCAGAAAGCCUUAAUCCUUGGGCACGUCCACCAAAGGUGAAAGAAUGUACCUUCAGUUUCUUUACAUUUCCAACAUCUGUUAUCGGGCAAAUGGUAGAUUUUUGCAAGCUUGACUGGGGUCAUGUACCACCUGUAUAUCAUUUUCAUAAUAUUCUCUCUUAAGGCAUUGCAUGCCGUAAACUUCAUACCUGUGGUCCAUAACUGUUCCCAGUCAGCCAUCAUUAUGUUAUGUCCAACAUCUUGUGCCCAUUUAAUCAUAGCAGAUUUCACCGUUUCAUCCUGAGUAUUCCAUUUCAAUUUGUAAGUUUUUCAGAUAUUGUCCAUGCUGAAUAUUUGUCCCCAUACCCCGAGCCCAGAAACUGUGUUUUCCUUAGCAAGUGCUUGAAUUUGUUGCCUUGCCUUGCUUAGAGUUACUUUUUUUUUUUUUUUAAUGUCCCAUGCAUAGUUACAAUGUGAAUAGGCUAGAUACUGUGUGAGGAAAUGUAUACAAUACAAAUAGGAUAGAAAUGCUGUUUUAAAAAGAGAGAGAGGAGGAAAUGUAUAUAGUGGUACCUCGGGUUACAUACGCUUCAGGUUACAGACUCCACUAACCCAGAAAUAGUACCUCGGGUUAAGAACUUUGCUUCAGGAUGAGAACAGAAAUCGUGUGGUGGCGGCAGUGCGGCAGCAGCAGGAGGCGCCAUUAGCUAAAGUGGUACCUCAGCUUAAGAACAGUUUCAGGUUAAGAACGGACCUCCGGAACGAAUUAAGUUCUUAACCCGAGGUACCACUGUACAUUAAAAGAAACAAGAGCCCCAUGCCAGAUUCUAGAUUUUCUCGACCCAUUUCAAAUCGGGUUUAGGCCUUGUUUUGGCACAGAAACUGCUUUCGCCGCCUGUAUAAUGAUCUCUGUCAGGAGAGGGACUGGGGAAAUGUGUCUCUGUUAAUUCUCCUUGACUUCUUGGCAGCUUUCGAUACCAUUGACCAUGGCAUUCCUCUGGAGCAGCUGUCUGAGUUAGAGGGGGGUGACACCCAGAGGAUGUUGCUUGGGGAGUGUUCUACAGUGGGGUUCCUCAGGGUUCAGUUUUAUCCUCUGUGCGAUUUAACAUCUAUACGAAACUGCUGAGUGGGGUUAUCUGGAGGUUUGGAGUACAUUGUCAGCAAUAUGCCAAUGACACACAGCUCUGCUUCUCCUUUAGGGAGCCAGUGUGGUGUAGUGGUUAAGAGCGGUGGACUCGUAAUCUGGGGAACCGGGUUCGCGUCUCCGCUCCUCCACAUGCAGCUGCUGGGUGACCUUGGGCCAGUCACACUUCUCUGAAGUCUCUCAGCCUCACUCACCUCACAGAGUCUUUGUUGUAGGGGAGGAAGGGAAAGGAGAAUGUUAGCCGCUUUGAAUUUUUUUAAAAAAACAAUAUUUGUUAAUUUUCCAACCGUUUAAACACAACAAAACAAAAAAACAAACAAAAAAACAAAAAGCAUAAAACUAACAAAACAAGACACAAACCAUUUAAAACACAAAACAAUUUCAAUAUCUUAUCUUUCAUUCCCUUAUUUCCACGACCUCCUCACACCUCCCUUUUUGUAUUCCACUUCUGUUAAUUGUUUCAACAAUUCCUUUCCAUCUUCCUCUGUUUUCUAUCCUAUAAUCUUAACAUAUUCUAACCUUAUUUUUUCCUUUAAUACUCUAUUAAUCUAUUUAUACUUAAUUCCUUAUAACAUUUCUACUAAAGCCAUAUAUCUUCAUUCCAACAUUUUUCCAACAUUCAUUAUUUUUACAAUAUUUCUAUAAAUAGUCUUAAACUUUUUCCAAUCUUCUUCCACCGACCCUUCUCCCUGGUCUCGGAUUUCUGCCAGUCGUAUCCGCCAAUUCCAUAUAGUCCAUCAACUUCAUCUGCCAUUCUUCCCGAAUAGAUAAAUCUUGUGUCUUCCAGUACUUCACAAUGAGUAUUCUUGCUGCUAUUGUUGCAUACGUGACAAAAGUUCUAUCCUUCUUUAAGACCAAUUGGCUGACCAUGCCUCUUCUGUCGACAUUCCUCUUGGUUUUAAAUAUAUUGGUACAAAGGCGGCAGCAGAAGGGGAUUGUUGCCAAGUCCUCCCAAACCUUAAUGUUUUGUCAGCAGUUGACUGGUCUGUUUUUCCUCUUUCAUUAACCAUAACACUUAAAAGAUUCAAGGUCAGUCCCAGAGUCUCACGGUUUUUAACUUGCAGCUGGAAAUUCCCCUAGCCCAGCUCUUGUAAAGCAACCGGUUUCAAAGGCUUCCACUAGAGGGAAACAGUUUCUAUUUGUAAUAGUCAAUAGUAUCCUCUUUUAAGCAAGCCAAUAUUAGUUUCAAAUUAGUUUCAAUUUUCAGUUACUUUUACUCCUUUUUAAAGCAGCCGGAGACAGUAGAAACAAUGUAUUUCUCUUGUUUAACUAGCUGUCAAUGAACGUGCUAAACGCUGUCAAUGAACAUUCCAAAAGACGUCAGUCCUGCUGGCAGCCCGUUUCCAGGGUCAGAGCGGUGGUGUUUUAAAUCUCUUCGCUCUCUCCCACAGGCAUACUCAGUCCGCAACCCCCCUCUCUUCUCCUGCCUCCAAGAGGGGGUUUAAUGUUCUUUUCGAUGUUGGAAAUUCAAUCUUUUACAAAAGAUUUUUCAGGACUCCAGCUUGCAACUUCAUUGCCUCAGUCUAUUUACAAAAGGGGAAGACGGACUUCCUGUUUUGAACCUCCCCGUUACAGUACCAAAUUAAACAUUCAGAAAUCCAAUUCUUCCGCUUCAGUUCUACUCACGGGUAAUUACUUUAAAGUCAAAUUGUCCACAGGGAAAGGUCAGCGCUCUCCGACAACGGCUAUGCGGCUUCGCUCCGUGGAAGAAGCAGACGAUUCGAUGCACCGUGCCGCUCACCCCACGUCGCUCCAGAGCCCCAAAAACCGGGGUUCCCCACGAGUGGGGGAGGCGCAAAAGGUGCCCGCCGAAUCCCACGCUCACAGGCUUCUCCCGCCUGUGAUUUUAACGGGUCUCCGCCUUCGCCGUGGCGGCCAGACCCAGAUUUCCACGGAGCAGAUUCCUCCCGGUCAGAGGAAUUCCGCCAUUACCGGAGGCACCUCCCCGGAAGUCUGGAGAAUGUUAGCCGCUUUGAGACUCCUUAGGGUAGUGAUAAAGCGGGAUAUCAAAUCCAAACUCUUCUUCUUCUUCUCCUUUACGUCUGCAGGUGAGGCAGUGGAAGUGCUGGACCAGUGUCUUGCCUCAAUAAUGGAUUGGAUGAGAGCCAACAAACUGAAGCUCAGUCCGGAUAAAACUGAGGCACUGUUAGUGGGUGGAUUGCUAGACCAGAUGGCUGGGAGUUGGCCUGCUCCUGAUGGGGUUACACUUCCUCUGAAGGAGCAGGUACAUCGCUUGGGGGAUACUCCUGGAUCCUUUGCUGUCACUUGAGGCUCAGGUGGCCUCAGUGGCACUGAGCACCUUCCAUCAGGUUUGGCUGGUGGCCUAGCCAUGCCCCUGUCUGGACAGAGAUAGCCUAACUACUGUUGUCUAUGCUCUGGUAACCUCUAGGUUAGAUUGCUGCAGUGCAUUUUACGUGGGGCUGCCUCUGAAGAUGGUUCAGAAACUUCAGCCAGCGGCCAGGUUUAUCGCUAGAGCAAAAAGUUUAGAACAUAGUUUUGUUCUGAAACUCUUGCAGGUCUUUUCAUGGCUCAAGAUGCAGCAGCUGUGACUUUGUAAGCCUUGGCUGAAUCUGAUUCCCACCCCCCAUGUUGUUGUGGGAUAUGGUGCUGUUUUAUUGGCUGAAAUCUGAUUUAUUGUUUCAAUUGUGUGUUUGUUUCGUUAGCCACCCCGGGAGCAGCAGCUGGGAAGGGUGGGGUAUGAAUUUUCCUAAAUUAAGAAAAGAAAUAUCUGGCUUAUUUUCCACUUAUCCAGCUUCUAGAGAUUUAAAUAUUUGGUACACCCUUCUGUCCUUUAUGCUAUUUCUGUUAAUUGUACUUUAGUCCCAUUCCCACCCAGCCAUUAUAUAUAUGUCUAGUAUCGAGGACUAUAUAUAAUAAAGUGAUGCUUCAUGGUCUUCUUCUUAGCAACUUAGACAAUCAGGCUCCUACUGGUCUUCCUUGCAGGCACUGUUUUGUUCCAUACCCACUUCAGUAGUGGUUGUUCCCAGAACUGGGUGUUCUCAGACAUUUGCCACAAUUUAGGAAGCCCUUUUUCUUCUCUUGCCACAGUUCCUGAAGCAAUAAUUUAUUAUUAAUCUUUGCUUUGUUCCAAGUUACAAAUUUGUUCCAGUAUACAAAUUUUAACAACAAUAGUUUUUGGAAUUUGAUGGUUUGUUAAAUACUAAAGUUAUUGGUUUCAUUUAAAACUUCUGGGCAGACUGGUACCAAUUGAGAAUGUUACUAAGGAACUUGAUUCAGCUGGCACUCUGCAUGUGCCCCAGAACAAUGUGAUUCCUUUACCUUUAGGUAGCUGUGCAAUGGGCAUUCUGAGAGGAAGCAGACCUUGGCAUAGGCUGGUUGCCCUUGUUGAUAAAGCAAGGACUUGUGUACAUGGGACUGAACUGUGAGAACUUCGGAUGUAAGAGCGUACUUGGCAGAGUUUAAUGCCCAAAUAAUGUCUUCCUUGUACAUGGAAGGUGUUUACUUUCGCCAUACAUAACAAAACUUACAUAAGCAAAGUGCUGAAAGGUGAUCACUUUGGCAGGUUUUGGUAGUUUCCAUUAUGCAGAGACCCAACAAAUAGUUACAAAGCAACGCACAAUUCAGACAGCCUCCCUCCAGGUUAAACAAGCAUUUUGUUCGGACUUAAAGAUAGGAAUCAUUGGUUCUUGCAACCACUGAUAAAAAUUUCGCCACUGCUAAUGUUCUAGCGUUUGUCUGGUCUUCCAAUAGGAACCUGACAUAGUGAGCCUCUGAUUUUCCCGGGAAAGGUACCAGCAAGGGUAAUAUCAGUUCAGCCCUGGCUUGCUCAUAUUUCGCACAGUGCAGCAAAAUAUGUUUUAUAUAAUCGAUGUCUUGAGUGUGCACGCGCACACACACACUACCGCUCCCAACACCUCUGACUAUUGGCCAUACUUUCAGUUCCCACAUGGGUUGUUUUUGUCACGCAAGACCAAAUCCAGUCACAAAUUGAGAGACUGUGUUCCGAUUGGCUGUUGCCCUUCAACUCUGCCCCUUAGGGCGGCCCAACCUGUCUGCACUGAUUGUGACUCGGCAUAUACCAUAUUUUUUGCUCUAUAAGACUCACUUUUUCCCUCCUAAAAAGUAAGGGGAAAUGUAUGUGCGUCUUAUGGAGCAAAUGCAGGCUGCGCAGCUAUCCCAGAAGCCAGAACAGCAAGAGAGAUUGCUGCUUUCGCUGUGCAGCAAUCCCUCUUGCUGUUUUGGCUUCUGGGAUUCAGAAUAUUUUUUUUCUUGUUUUCCUCCUCCAAAAACUAGGUGCGUCUUGUGGUGUGGUGCGUCUUAUAGAGCGAAAAAUACGGUAUUUUGUAGUGCCUCUUCCAUGUAGCGUCAUCCUCAGUCUAAACGCAUUCUAUGCUGAGGUGUUCCUUCCCCUCAGUAACCUGUGCCUUUAACAAUGUGUCUCGAAGUCUCUAGGCUCAUCCCCAUUUCCUUUUGCGCUGGGAUUUCUAGGUCCAUGUCCUGUUGCUUUUUUUUGUCCCAUUGCUUUUGCUGGGAAAGCCGCAGCUUAUUAUGGGUGGCUUCCAGCACACAUAAAACAUAAUAAAACGUCAGUCAUUUUAAAAAUCUGCACAAAACGGAAAUGUGAGUGAGCCCCCCAUUUGGCUUAGCUUUUUGUGUGUGGAAUCUCAUCUCUUUGAUCCAAGCUGGUUUCUUCACAUGUGCUCUAGCUAGUUUCUUCUGCUUCUUCUACUUCAUUCUCUUGCCUAUUUUCUAUGUUUCUUACUCUCCUCAGGUUAGUCAGGAAACUUCAGGGCGCAACGCAAGCCUCAUGUUCUCCCUAAAGGAAUAUUUUUUUCUCCCACCCUCUUUUGAAAAUGUAUUGGGAGGAUUCCAAAGAACCCAAGUUGUUUGUUUAGACACUGCAUGGAGCUCAAGUGCAAUCUAUGGAGUUUGGCAUGCCUUUCGUCUUCCCAUCGCAGCCAACGUCCUGAAUUAUCAACAGUCUGUUUUUCUUUUUCUUUUUUAAAUGAUAUUUAUUACUUUUUCAAAAUUUCCAACACAACACUACAAACACAGAGAAAAAGAAAAAAGAAAGAGAAAACAAUACAAAUAACAAAUCAAGCAAAAACAAACAAAAACAAUUUAAAAACAGCUCAGACAUUUUCAAUAUCUUAUAUUUCAUUCUCUUAUUUCCAGCGACUUCCUCACACCUAACUGUUUGUAUUCUACUUCUAGUAUUUGUUUCAGCAAUUCCUUUCCAUCUUACUCUGUUUUCUGUUCUAUAAUUAUCUUAACACAUUCUUGCCAUACUUUCCCUUUAAUUUUCUAUUAAUCUAUUUAUACUUAAUUCCUUAUGACAUUUCUACUAAAGCCAUGUAAUUUCAUUCCAACAUUUUUCUAACAAUCCUUAAUUUUACAAUAUUUCUAUAAAUAGUCUUUAAACUUUUUCCAGUCUUCUUCCACCGACUCUUCACCCUGGUCUGUCAACAGUCUGUUUUUCAAUAUUGGCAGAAUGCCUAUAUAAUCUUGGUGCCCAGUUUCUCAGAGAGGUCUGCUCUGCAGCUACAGUGAAGCAUGGCGAAAUCCACUGCUUUCUUUCUCCUCACCUUGGAAUAGAUAAUUUUUAGCAUGUUGUCCUUUUCUUCCUCCCUCCUCUGUUGCUCAAGUCAUGCAGUUCUUCUGCCUUUGUGGAGUGCAGACAUGGUUUGGGGCUGGGUUACUUAAAGGACUGCUGUUACUGAGCCUGCCCAGACUCUGAAGAUCUACACUGGAGGGCCUGCUUAAGUGUCUGUUGGUGAAGGAGCUCCAGGCAGUUGUGGUAGGGACUUCUUGGCAAUGGCCCCGUUCCUGUGAAGGUAAGCAGGCCCCACACAUCACGGUCUUGAAGAGGGUCUUAAAGACCUAACUCUUCCCUAAAUCCUUUGCUGCUUGAUAUAAGGAGGGGCUAUAAACUAGAGUUAUUGUGCCAAUCUGACUUUUUAAUAUAUUUUCAUAGUCAUAGAAUUGGAAGGGACCCUGAGGGUCAUCUAGUCUGGAAUGCAGGAAUAUGCUGCUGUCUCAUAUGGGAAUUGAACCUGCAACAUUGGCGUUACCAGCACUAUGCUCUAACCAACUGAGCUUUUGUUUUGGUUUACUUCUGUUAGGCUUUUGAUAGUGCUAUGAUAUGGCUGUUUUAAUGGUUCUGCACAGUAUCUGUACUUGGCUUUUCUCUCUUAUAUCUAUUUUGAGCUUCUUUGUGGAGCAGGGUUCUAAAAAAAAGCAGAUUAUAAGUCCUUUAAAUAAAUACAAUUCAUCUGGAAGCUCUAAAUGAAUGUUGUGGAGUUUGUUGACAAGAUUGGCAAUAUUCUCUUUUCUUUUUCUCUCUUACAUAGUGUGUUAAUAGUUGAUAGGUUUUAUCACUCUCCCACUUAGUUAGAAGUACGGUUGUUUAUUGUAGCUCAUGGCUAUUAGCGUUUCUUUUAUAUAAAUUAAGUCCAACCAAGCUCUAGUUCUCUCUAACUUAGCUUAUAUUUCAAAAUCUAAAUUAGUUUUAUAUGUGAACUCAAAUAUUUUAUUCAUUUUGGUCAGUUUUUUUAAAAAAUCUUUAUCUCCCCCCCCCAUAAUUGGGAGAAUAGCUACAUAAUUAAACCACAAAUAUACAUGCUCUAACGUGUCCAAAAUUGUUCCCCAGUCAAAUUCCCCUAUGAAACUGAUUGCAGAUCUUUUUUAUUGUUUUACUUUCCUUGUUUUAUGUUAGUAUUUUAGAAUAUAAAAGUGUUCCGUUUACAUUGGAAGAGGCCAGUUUUUAUUGUAUUUGCAUAUUCUGCUAUUACUUUGGGCCUUAUCUCUAUGUUGUGCAUCAUAGCAACAGUAAAUGAAACCACUUAGACCUUAUCUACUGCAGUAACCCUGAGGGAAUAUGAACUAAAAGUGCGACUCUUUACCUUAAGAUUGUAAAAACGCAACUUGUUUGAGAAACAUAAGUAGCAGUUCCCAUUUAUUGAAACAGAUCAAUGUUAAUCCAUUCAUGGAAAGUUCAAGGGAACAAGACUUUCUUAACACAGUGACUAAACAUGCAACACUGUUAGCGUCAGACACAGGGCCCUAGCUCAGUGGUAAAACCACUGGUUGGGAUGCAGAACGUCUCAGGUCCAGUCGCCAGUAUCCCCACGGUAAGGAGUGUGAGAAAACACCUCCUGAAACUCUGGAAAGCUGCUGGCAGUCAGUGUAAACAAUACUGAAGCAGACCUAACUUCCUAAUUUUCAAAGAUUAGAAACACUCAUUAAUUUGGCAUUUAUUGAUGUGGAGAGUGGGAUGUGGCAGUGUUAGAAACUCGAAUAUAUAAGCUAGGCAAGGUUGCAGCCACCAAAAUGGAAUGUAUACUUGCCAUUUUGGGGCAAGACGGCUCUAAAGUCUUAUUUUUCAAACGUUGGACUGACUGUGGUUGAUUAUCAGUUAAACAUUUGGCUAGUUCAAGUGAGAACCUUGAGCUAGGUUAAGAACUUGGGAGAACUUUGAGAAGAAAAGUCACUUGAUCCAGGGACAGUCCACAUAUAUCGGCUUAUUAGGCUUAUCUCUUUUUCUUAAUGGUGACACGGACCAUUCACAAUGUAAGAAUAUUCUGCACAAUUUGUGAGCUGGGCAGUGGGAUGGGGUGUGUGAAGACAAGAUACAAUAAUUAGGUAUAACGUUGUUCACUGUUUCUGCUCAAGCCACGCGAAAAAGCAUUUUGUUUCCAGAAAUUCAUUCCAGUGUGCUGGCUGAGACCCUGCCUGCCUGCACACUGUCUGACAGGAUGGUACAUGCAUUGUAGAGCGUUCAAAUUUAUUGGUAGUUAAUGCCACAUGCUUCAUCUACAUGGGCUUGUCCUAGUUUUUCUUUAUGCUAAGAAUGCAACAGAUUGCGGAAAAUAACUACAAACUAGAAGAACAAAUUACAGUCGUAGCUUGGAAGUUGCACGGAAUCUGUUCCGGAAGUCCAUUCGACUUCCAAAACAUUCGAAAACCAAAGCGCGGCUUCCGAUUGGCUACAGGAAGCUCCUACAGCCAAUCGGAAGCUCCGUCGGACAUUUGGCUUCCAAAAAUAGUUUGCAGAUCGAAACAGUCACUCCCAGGUUUGCGACUUCGGGAGCCAAAACGUUCGGGAACUAAGCUGUUCGCCUUCCAAGGUACGACUGUACUGCAAUGCAUCCCUCUCACUCAGGCAGACUUGCUGCUGUUCAGGGUGCCAGCCAGACUGACAUGCCGUCCUCCAGAAAACUAAAGUGGAGUGGAGGGUUAAACAAAGCAAGUUGCUUUUUCCCUCCCCAAGAUUUCCCAGUUCCCAUACCCAGUGGACACUCCCAACAUUCUGCAGUUUCUGGGGACUAUGGAGCACACUUAAUCCUUGCUGGUGAUGUAAACAAAAUCUGCUCCUUUUUCCUUAUGGGGUAUCCAAGAGCCCGUAUAGAGUCCUUCAGUGGGUUCCCUAUCAAUAAGAGAAAAUAACCAGAGAUUAGGGACGCGGGUGGCGUUGUGGGUUAAACCACAGAGCCUAGGACUUGCCGAUCAGAAGGCCGGCGGUUCGAAUCCCCACGGCGGGGUGAACUCCCGUUGCUCGGUCCCUGUUCCUGCCAACCUAGCAGUUCGAAGGCACAUAAAAGUGCAAGUAGAUAAAUAGGUACCGCUCUUGUGGGAAGGUAAACGGCGUUCCCGUGCGCUGCUCUGGUUCGCCAGAAGCAGCUUAAUCAUGCUGGCCGCAUGACCCGGAAGCUGUACGCUGGCUCCCUCGGCCAGUAAAGCGAGAUGAGCGCCACAACCCCAGAGUCGUCCACGACUGGACCUAAUGGUCAGGGGUCCCUUUACCCUUUACCUUUUUAACCAGAGACUAUUGAGAAGCAAAGCAGCUAGCAAGCCUGAUCUUUAUUAAACUGUUGCAACAGGGUUCUCACCCACCCGCCACGUGGGAGGAGGAAUCCAGAACAAAGGUGUGCAAGCCCUUAUGUAGACUUUUGAAAUUGCCCACCCUGUAGCUCAAGACCACCCCCAAAAGCACCAUACAUACAUCACAGAAGGAGGCAGUCUACAACAGAAAUCCUCUCUGCCAGAAUACCUGAUAAUGGCCAGUGAUUGCUUACUUGGGCAGCCUGGUCAUUCUUUCGUGAUGGUAAAUACUUUAAUUCCUGAAUCCAGGUCACAGGCUCACCCUAUUCAUACACAAAAAUGCCUUAAAGACAGGUAAGCAAAAGACAAUGGAGAGGCUUUUCCAUUUCCUUCCUCCUUGCAGAGAAACAUUUGAGGUCAAUUUCGGAGAGUCAAAAUGGUUUCAGGAUUGUUCUCCUGUACUAUUUCAGACACCUGGUUUACAUACUUUGUAAAUUUAUGAACAUUUAAUUUAUAUAUUUGAGACCAUAAUUUCUUAUAACACUGGGCUCUCGGGUUCCCCUCUCUCCAUUAAACCAUUUUUUAUUUUAAAAACACAAGCAUACCUUUGGAGUCCCUGGAGUAUGUAGAAGCAGCUUGUCUUAUUUGUAAGCAUCUUUUUGCCUCCAAACGGUAAACACUUGACUGUCUGAGCUUGCUGUUGGUAUGCCCUCCCCAUUCCUACCUGCCGUUAUCCUCCCUGUUAUUAUAAGCUUUGUGUGUUUGCCUGUGUGCCUGUAUUUGUGUGUGCUUGUUUAUACUUGCAUUAAACAUGUAUGAUGAUAGAUGGAUGCCCAAUGUGUACAUUUUUUCCACUACUUUAAAUUGCACGCAGUGAGAGCCAUUGUUUAGCCCAUUUUUUAAUGUAAUAAUGGUCUGGUUUUGCUAAAUGUCUUGUUGGAAGCGCUUAAUAUGGGUGAAGUUACUAGGUCCAGAGCUAAAGAUGCAGCCACAAUGAUCUUGGCUUUGCCUUUUGUGUGUUCAUGUGGAGAUUAGUGCCUUUGCUGUUGGCUGUCUUCUUGGAAGGAGGCCAGCAAGAAGGUCUUUGUUUUCUUCAACGUCACAUUCUGUUCCUGUUGUACAUUUACUUUGAGCUUGAUGAUGCUGGUAUUCUACUGUUUUUGUGCGUCCCCAACGGUAGUUUAUUCAUAAUCCAUUUAUGCAAUAACGAAGGUAAUCAUUAGCAACUCCCCUUGUCCUUUCCAGUCUUGCUUCCUUCCAGUCUAGAAAUGCAAAAAAAACCCAAAACUGAAAUAUAUUCCCGAAAUGGCACCUCCAUCCAAAGAUAGGAGUGCCUUCUAAACCCGGCUCACGGACGGUCCAGGAAUUAGUGUGUUUUUACAUGAGUAGAAUGUGUCCUUUUAUUUAAAAUGCAUCUCUGGGUUAUUUGUGGGGCAUAGGAAUUCGUUCAUUCCGCCCCCCCUAAAAAUAUAGUCUGGCCCCCCACAAGGUCUGAGGGACAGUAGACCGGCCCCCUGCUGAAAAAGUUUGCUGACCCCUGUACUAAAUGAUAGUCAUAAAGUUCCUUGUUUCAGUGUUGCAGGUUUGGGACUCACAACAUUGUGCUAUAUCCGUGUGUAUAUAUAGCAAACAACAUAUGUGUGUGUGUGUGUGUGUGAUAUAUAUAUAUAUAUAUAUAUAUUCUAAAGGAAUCUAAUGCAGUUAUUGAGAUAAUUCCUUUUCCAAUGCAAUGUGGCUUUCCUUGACUCUUAGCUUUCCAUGAAUCGCUUUGCUGAGCUGCUGCUGACUGAACUCUGAUACUAUCGUAACUGAAAUGCAGUCCUGGAACUUGUUGUUUUGACCUUGUGUUGUUGAGGAGACUAAAUAUAUCCGCUGCCCGAUAAGGACACGCAGUAUGGAAAUUUCAGAUGGGAGGCAGGCUCAGGCCUGCACAACUUGUGAACCACUAAGCCAAACACAACCCACAAGUCACAUAUGUAGACACCCCCUCCCAUGCUGUUGCCCCUACCCACUCCCCAGCAGUGAGUAUUCAGAGAUUCUGUGCUUCUGCACAUGGAGGUUCCAUCUUGCUAUCAUGAAUAUUAGCCAUGAAUUUGCCUUGUUUAAAACCAAUGAUGCUAGUGUGGUUGCAGCAAAUUCAAUAUGUUAAUGAUGCAUUGUGUGAAAUACUAUUUUUCACUUGUUCAUCCUAAAUCUGCUGCCAAUUUUUCCUUUGGUGCUCCCAAGUUCCAGUACAGUGGUACCUCAGGUUACAGACACAUCAGGUGACAGACUCCGCUAACCCAGAAAUAGUACCUCGGGUUAAGAAUUUUGCUUCAGGAUGAGAACAGAAAUUGUGCGGCGGCAGUGCAGCGGGAGGCCCCAUUAGCUAAAGUGGUGCUUCAGGUUAAGAACAGUUUCAGGUUAAGAAUGGACCUUCCACUGUACAGUGGAACCUUGGUUCUCGAACUUAAUCCAUUUUGGAAGUCCAUUCGACUCCCGAAAGGUUGGAAAACCAAGUCAUGGCUUCCGAUUGGCGCAGGUGCCCCAGAAACAAUAGCCGGCAGUUGCAUCGGAUGUUUGGCUUCUGAAAAACGUUCAAAAACCGGAACACUUACUUGCAGGUUUUUGGCGUUCGGGAGCUCAUUUGUUCAUCAACUAAGCCGUUCAGGAACCAAGGUUCCACUGUAUCAUAUAAGAGAGGGAGAAAAUUCAAUUUCGCUGCUACUGCUCUUUAUGUGAAAACCAUCUGUCAUGUUUCCUAGUUGUCUUCUCUCCUCCAAAUGAAAAGCCCCCAAUAUUUUAGCUUUUCUUUAUGCAGGAAUGGCCCAGACUCUUAGUUGUCUUUUUAUUGAUUUAGGCAUACUUUUGUUUUAAGAAUUUUAAUAUUGAUUAUAUUGCCUAAAAUAAUUUUGUGCGCUUCUUUGACCAUCUACAUAGCACAGUCCUCUUCAGAAGCAAGUCCUGUUGAGUUUAGUGGCACUUAUGGCUAGUUGAGUGUGAUUAGGAUUGUGGUCAAAGAUGUUAUUAGUCAGUUUAGUGGGAAGCUGGAACAAAUAAAUCAGUACAUGGCACAUAAGAGCCUUUCUUUGACAAGGUGGUAGAGCGCUCAACCAAUUUAAGAACAGAAAUUACUCUAUGCUGGUCCCAGCAUUGAAAAUGCUUUUGAAGGACAAGAAGGGAGUGCUUUUCACUUGCCUAGAUAUUUUAAAGUUUUUGUUUAUUAGAACUUGAAUGGAAGAUGGGAAAUGGCAGAAAUAUAUUAAAAUCAAACUUCUAAAAGUGUUGUGAAAUAGAACGGGAGUCAAUAGGAAAAGUGUGUCUGAUCAUGGAAUAUACUGGUCGCGAUUGGGGAUAAACCUCCUGUUUGGUUUACUCUCUAUGACAUCAGGUGUUGGGUUUUUUUGGGUAAAGUUUUUUUUUUAAAAAAAGUUAAUUUCGUAACGUCUAAAAAGCAGAGAGUGCAGUUAAAAGAUGAGAAACAAAAACAAUAAGAUAGGCACCUAGAAUAAGUACAGUUGCAUAUGACAUCAAAUGUUGACAUUCACAUAAAGGACUAGCUGUAAUGAAAAGCCUAAGAAUUUUCUGUGGCUCCGUUUUAACCUUCUUUGUAGUCAGUAAAAGAACAGUAUAUUAGACAGUACAGUGGUACCUCAGUUCCAGAACACCUCUGUUGUCAUAUGUUUCUGUUCUCGAACGCUGAAAACCUGGAAAUUAAUCCUUCCGUUUUCGAACGUUUUUCAGAACCCGAACAUGCAAUGCAGUUUCCACUGAGUGCAAGAAGCUCUUGCAACCCAUGGGAAGCCAUGCCUCGGUUUUCAAACAUUUCGAAAGCUGAAUGGGCUUCCAGAAUGGAUACAUUUCGAGAACCAAGGUACCACUGUAUCAGAAAGUGUACAUGUAACUACUCUGAUUCUUUAGUCACUUUUAAGGGAGUGGACUGAGGCUCUGUACACUCUCCAUUUGUUCUGCAACCAAUGCUCUCCCACUGCUGCAUUGGGAAGUGGCCUAGGCACAGUUAGCCACAAUUCAUAUCUACCCUGUAUGAAAUACUCCAUUUUGGUGGACGCAGGUGGCGCUGUGGUCUAAACCACCAAGCUUCUUGGGCUUGCCGAUCGUAAGGUCAGAGGUUUGAAUCUGCAUGACGGGGUUCGCUCUUAUUGCUCUGCCCCAGCUCCUCCCAACCUAGCAGUUUGAAAGCAUACCAGUGUGAGUAGAUAAAUAGGUACCGCUGUGGCGGGAAGGUAAAUGGCGUUUUUGUGCGCUCUGGCUUCCAUCAUGGUGUCCUGUUGCACCAGAAGUGGUUUAGUCAUGCUGGCCACAUGGCCCAGAAAGCUGCCUGUGGACAAAUGCUGGUUCCCUCGGCCUGAAAGCAGAGAUGAGCGCCGCAACCCCAUACAGUGGUACCUCAGGUUAAGUACUUAAUUCGUUCCAGAGGUCCGUUCUUAACCAGAAACUGUUCUUAACCUUAAGCACCACUUUAGCUAAUGGGGCCGUCGCACCGCCGGAGCACGAUUUCUGUUCUCAUCAUGAAGCAAAGUUCUUAACCAGAGGUACUAUUUCUGGGUUAGUGGAGUAUGUAACCUGAAACGUAUGUAACCCGAGGUACCACUGUAGUCAAAUUUGACUGGACUUAACUGUCCAGGGGUCCUUUUCCUCUACCUACUCCAUUUUGGUGCAUUUCCCCCAAAAUGAGUUUUUAACCAAAUUGAGAAAUCUGUACUGCAAUUAUAUUUAGUGUGGCUUCAGACAUGCGCUAGUUAUGUUGGAAGACGUAGGGUAGUUUUUUUCUGCACUGCUGCUAGGCACAUGAACACAGAUGUACCCGUGAAGAGUGUGAAUACUGGAAACAUGCUCAGAUGCAUUUAUUUAGCAAAAUUGUGUGUGCAGAGCCGAGCCUGACCUUUAACAUAGAUAGUGAAUGCUCCAAUCUGCUCUAAUUGAAGAGUGCGCCUCUCAAAAGACUCUCAUCCAUGUCUGUCGUCAUUCACUAGUUUUUCCAGAAUCGUGGCCAUGGGCGUUUGGUUGCAGACGGGACUGUAUUUAUAAUGUGGAUAAAAGUCCUCUUGUGAAAUAGUUGAGGCUGUUGGAAAUCUGCUCCAUUGCAAAAACUGGGGAAAACUCCCAAAUUAAGCAAGACCGCUAGCUUGGCUUUUCCUGUUCCCGGACUUCUCAGCGCUUUAUAUCUUGGCACAUUCGAAGAUUACCUUGAUUUGUAGAUGAUUAAUUGUAUUGCAUAAGAGCAACUGUGCAGGAGUGUCUUGUUUUCCAUAUUAUGUACUGUAUGCUGUGUCAGAGUGUCCCAGGAAGGCAAACUUUGAAAGAAUUAUCCCACAGAGAGGGGAUGCCCCUUGUUCGUCAGCAGUUUGAUGUGGUCUUCACUAUUAAUCAGAUCUGUCGCAGAUUGGAGUGUGUACAAAUGUAACAUUCUCUGAGUGAUUUUCCUCUGUGCUCUUUUCCUGUCCCGGUGGUUCUAGCCCAAAUCUGGCUUCGAAAGCUGGAAGCCAGACAUACCAUAUUUUUCGCUCUAUAAGACGCACCAGAUCACAAGAAGCACCUAGUUUUUGGAGGAGGAAAACAAGAAAAAAAUAUUCUGAAUCUCAGAAGCCAGAACAGCAAGAGGGAUCGUUGCGCAGUGAAAGCAGCAAUCCCUCUUGCUGUUCUGGCUUCUGUGAUAGCUGUGCAGCCUGCAUUCGCUCCAUAAGAUGCACACACAUUUCCCUUUACCUUUUAGGAGAGAAAAAGUGAGUCUUAUAGAGCAAAAAAUACAGUAAUAAAGGAGGCUAGGGGUAUUUCCAGGCUAUCACUACGUUCACAUACCAGCAAAUUCAGGUGGCGCAAAUAUUGAGGAUUGGAAGGUCUUGUGCCAUAAACCAGUGUACAAAAUUGUCCAGGUGCCAGACACAUUUUACGACCAAGUGAAAGUGCCGGGGCACCAGGAUGAUGCCUGAUACCUCCACCAUCAAGUGACUUUUCUUCUUUACUUAGCUCAAGGUAAUCAUCUGAACUGGCCAGAUGUUGAACUUGAGAAUCAAUCACAGCCAGUCCAUCAUUUGAAAAAAAUUAAACUUUAGAACUGUCUUGCACCAAAAUGGCAACGAGACAUUCCAUUUUGGCAACUCUAACCUUGGUUUAAGAAGCCAUUUGGUGCUUAGCUUAUAUAUCUGAGUUUCUAACACUGCUGGCGCAGUAUAGGGGAUCUUUCUGGUUUUCCCCACCUCUUCUGCCCUGCUGCCCCUCCCAGGCCAAAUGCAAUAAGUAUCUGUUUAUUAUACACAGUAAAAGAUUGGGCAACUUUCACCCCACCCUGUGUAUCAAGUCACUUUUUAUAUUAUGAUCAAUGACCAGCACAGCCUAUGUAUAUUUAUCUAGAGACUUGGAAAUGAUUGAAGAAGGAACCAGGAAGUAAGAUAUAGAGGGAAAUCUCAGCACGAUGAAAGUUGGCUUCAGUGUCGUGCAUGCCAAGCUCACAUAUGGGUUUUCCACGCCUCCAUGUUCAAAAUGUCCUGCUCCUUGCCCUUAUCUGUACUUGUUUGCUUUUAUCUGCCCAGCUAGAAUGAUUCUGUGACAGCUGGUUUUAUUAGACUGGCAGGCUGAACAUGUUAGUGCACUGCCCUUCUUAGUUCCUUAAGAUAUGAAAGGAAAUGAUCGAGCUCACCCUGCCAAGAAGCAGAUUUAUUGUAUUUUUUUAAGGAGGGCAGACUGUCUUUACUCACAUCCAAGCAGAAUCAAAAGCAGUCAUUUGCUUUCUACCAGUCCUACCCUACGGGAAUGUGUGCCCCCUCUUUUGUGAAUGACACAUUACCUCCGUCCUAAGCGCACGCAUGUGCAAGUCAGUGGUUGAUCAUCUCUGCUUUGCGGAAGGUCCAAGGCUGAAAUCCUGGCAACUUUGGGUAGGGCUGGGAAUUCCUCUGGUCUGAAACCCUGGAGAAGUGCCGCUGAACAUAAGGCAGCUUCUUAAGUUCCCAUUUGAUACUAGUAGGAUUUUCCAUGAGUAGACACACUUAAGAGUGUUCUUAGAGCUUCCUAGUGUGUCUCAGAAGUGUGAACAAACUGGAUUUCACAACUGCUUCUCUCUGUUUAUCUUUAUCUCUCCUGUUCUCUCUUUCUGCUUCUUACAGCGUGAGAUACAGACAGUGAGUAUGUCAGGCAGCCCUUUUUCAGUGAUGAUGCCAUAAUGAUGGGAUGUUCUUGCUGGAGGGGACCCAUUCAUGGCCAUAUUUAGGCCAUAUUUAGGGACGUUUUUAAUGUUUGAAGUUUAAUUCUGUUUUUAGUCCUCUGUUGGGAACCUCCCAGAGUGGCUGGGGAAACCCAGCCAGAUGGGCGGGGUAUAAAACAACAACAACAAAUUAUUAUUACCAUGGAUUUUGAAGAUAUAUGUGGGGAUAUGAAGGUUUAAUGCAGUUGGUGGGUUUCAAACAAACAAACAAACAAACAAACACAACAACAACUGAGAAUAUUGUAGUGUUACUGAAUUGGCUCAUUUCUGCCAGUUGUCAAUUGGUAGUUUUGUGCAUACAUCUGUAAAUCUAUUUGAUUAUUAGUUGCAUCUCCAGCAGUAAGGUUGUGUAAGUCCUUAAUUUAGCCCACUGUUUCCCAAACUUCUGAUUACAGAGGGACAUUUAUUUUGCUGUUAAAAUUGAAAGCAUACCUCACUUCUGCAUCUGAAAGGCUUGCUUUUAGAAUGUCUUGGAGUAAGAACUACACACCCACAGGCGAAUCUACCUUUUAUGUAGUGGCUGACUUUGGGCGUUAAAAAUUCAGCGGCGCUCUGUGCAAUGCCAAAAAAUGGUGUCCCCCCCCCCCCACCUUUCAUUGUUUGUCAUUGUUUGGCACCCCUCUUGGCUCAAUGCCCAGUGCUGGCAAACCAGUCGUAUUCCCCUAAAUCUUCCUGUUUUAUGUCUGUGUGCAUCUCUAUUUUGAGUGUGCCUCUCUAAAGAGGCAAGUUCAGACCAGUCAUUCAUGCAGAGAUGCAACAUACUCUCCUCUGAGGGUGGUUAAUUCUAGUGUGUGUCUGAAUCAGAGGGCUUGACUGAUAAAAAUCUCACCCAAAUCUGUGAGGUAACAGAAUUUCCUGCUUCUGCCAAGGCUGAAUGGAAGGAGCAAAGUCCAGAGCAAUGGAUCAUGCAGAGAUGGAGGCAGGCUCCUCUGUGUGGGUGGGCGUGUUUUUGCUCAUGGAAAACUUCAGAUAUUUCAUUAUUAUGGCCCUCAGUUUGGGAAUUAACAAGUCUACCACUGUUGUUGUUGUUGUUUAGUUGUUUAGUCGUGUCUGACUCUUCGUGACCCCAUGGACCACAGCACGCCAGGCACUCCUGUCUUCCACUGCCUCCCACAGUUUGCUCAAACUCAUGCUGGUAGCUUCGAGAACACUGUCCAAACAUCUCGUCCUCUGUCGUCCCCUUCUCCUUGUGCCCUCCAUCUUUCCCAACAUCAGGGUCUUUUCCAGGGAGUCUUCUCUUCGCAUGAGGUGGCCAAAGUAUUGGAGCCUCAGCUUCAGGAUCUGUCCUUCCAGUGAGCACUCAGGGCUGAUUUCCUUAAGAAUGGAUAGGUUGGAUCUUCUUGCAGUCCAUGGGACUCUCAAGAGUCUCCUCCAGCACCAUAAUUCAAAAGCAUUGAUUCUUCGGCGAUCAGCUUUCUUUAUGGUCCAGCUCUCACUUCCAUACAUCACUAAGUCUACCACUAGUGCAUCUAAUUUCCCUUAAGAAGGUUGAAUACGCCUGGUGUCUCCUUCUACAUGAGUCUAUUCCAGUAUCCUGAGCUGGUCAUGUUAUUUUGAAAGGCUGCUGGAUUCCCUCUGUUUGUGUUAAAAGUGUGCAUUGGAGGCAGACAAGUCCGUUUGGCAGCUUACAAUACCGGAAACCCAUUUUGCUUUAGAAUUCUGGUAAAGGAGUUUUAGGCGUUGUAGUUUCGGUGGCUGAGCUAAACCCCAAAGAGGUUUCGUUUUGCAUGUGGUUAGUACCUAAAGUUUAAAACACACACACACACACACACACACACACACACACCCCAGAAGUGAAAAUGUUCAAGACAGUUUAAGGAUGACAGUAUACAUUGCUGCCUUGUAUCUUCAGCAUCUGUGUAUUGGUUCCAGAUAGAAGUGGGUGGAUGACGGUUAGGCAAAGUGAUCAUGCCAAGUUGACUUCUAUUUUAAGAACGCUUUUGAAUCGGGCCAGCAUGCCUUCUGGUCCGGCACUCUAUUCUCACGGUAGCCAACCAGAUGACUACGGGAAGCCUGAAAGCAGAAUUAUGUCAUGCCACACCCCACAUUUCAUCCAUACUUUGUCUCCUACCUGACCCUGACCAGUCCCAGACUCAGCAAGGUUGUUGCCUUGUGCGCCUUCAGACCAUGAUCAAUAAGUCAUUUGCAGUUCAUCAACUCAUUUCUAUUUGACACCUCCUCUUCCUGAGCCGUUUCUGUUGUAGCUGGGAACUGCUGUGUAAUGUUAAGAAUUCCUGGUUGUGUUUGCUUGUUUUCCUCUCCCCUCCUCCUUUAUUUUUCCUUUUGUGCCAUGUCUUUCAAACUGUAACCCUCUGCGCAGGAACCGUCUAUAGAUAUAAACUAUUAGCUGCUUAUAAAACCGUGCUACAGAAAUCUAGUACCCUAUGAGGUUUUAUACACAGCAGAUGUAAAAUGUUCGUAUUUUUGAUGUACAACGAGUCAACUUACAAUGCACGAUCAGUUUGGAGAUAAGCAGGCAUUCAAUGUAAGAGGCACGCCAAUGAAAGCAAAGCUCAGUCAGGCUGGAACUGCCAAGUUCCACAUAGAAAUCUGUUUAAAACAGAUUCCUCCUCCCUGCGUAUCUGUAGUUCACAGUGUUAACUACACUGUCGUCUUGCUAUCUUAGCAUUGAUCAUCAGGGCUUAAGAUGGCAUCAAGGCCUCAGAAGUAUCUGACUGCAUGUAAAGAAGUGGUACAAUAUUACCAGGGCUGGCAUUAUAACAAAAACAAAAAAGUGGGGGAGAAUAAAAACUGUAAGUAAAAUGCUUCAUUCUGAAAAAAAUAAAAUAAAUAACUACAGUUGUACCUUUGUUUUCAAACAGCUUAGUUCUCGAAUGUUUUGGUCCCUGAACGCCGCAAACCCAGAAGUGAGUGUUCCAGUUUGUGAAUGUUCAUUGGAACCAGAACAUCCGACGCGGCUUCCGCAGCUUCUGAUUGGCUGCAGGAGCUUCCUGCAGCCAAUCAGAAGCUGCACUUUGGUUUUCGAACGUUUUGGAAGUCGAACAGACUUCCGGAAUGGAUUCCAUUCGACUUCCAUGGCACGACUGUAUCCAGUUUAAGCUGUGUGGUAACAUCUACAAAGGGGACUGGCAACUUGUAUCCACCCAUAGCUUGGAUGAGAGACCUUUGUGACCCAAGUACAGAUGGCGACCAUUUCUCAUGGAGGUUCUGUUCCUGCCCCCUGCGUGUUAUACGGGGCGUGUAUAAGUGCCCCCCCAUUCCCUGCCCCCAAUUUUGCCCUGUUCUGCCUCCUUCCGGAUCCAGAAGGAACUGUGUGUUGACAAUUGCGUGUCAAUUGAAGGCGCCUAAAAUGGUUGCCAUUUCUGAAUCAUGAGGCUAAAACUUCUCUAAUACAUUGUCCUCCAUAAAUGUAUCCAGAAUGAAAUUCUGGACUCCUACCCUUGUUCUUUAGUAGACUUUUUGCAAACCUAUCGCUUCUUUAACAAGGCACCAACGAUCUCGCACCAUUGUCUUGACUGACUUGUCUUGUGGUUUUUCCCUCCCUCCCAGUUGGCCCUUUGCGUGUGGAGUUUUCACUGACUGUGGAUUUGAAGAAAGUGGCAGGCGACAACCCCGAAGUCAGGGAAGGAGGACGCUAUACCCCAAAGGAAUGCAGAGCGCUUGAGAAAGUGGCGCUUAUCAUCCCGUUCAGAAAUCGAGAUGAACACUUGAAAUACUGGCUGUAUUAUCUUCAUCCAAUCCUUCAAAGGCAGCAGCUUGAUUAUGGUAUAUAUGUAAUUAACCAGGUAAGAGAUUACCAGAUUCCAAAUAGCCUAUUGCGUUUGCGAAAGGAGCACGUGCAUGUUGUCACUUUCAGACAUGUUGUGGACUUUUUGCUGAGUGAAUUGCUAAAAACGGUUUUGCGGUGUGUAAUGCCUCAUGGUUGGUUUAACUCUGCUAGCAACAGGAGUGUUGUGGAAUUGUGCAAAAUUGUGUAAAAACAAAGAAAGUUUAGGAAAGGUUUUCCUCACCCUUGUUGCGGUAUUAUAAUAUGCUCAGCUAAAGAUUCUGAUGGUUAAGGGUUCCUUCGUAUAAUGCAUUUUACAACAUUUAGAUUUGGUCAUGGUAUAUGAGCUCCUGGAGAGCAUUUCCUUCCUUCAUAUAGAAAAUAAAAUCUAUACAAAUCUAAUUUAGCUUCCCCUCAACUUCCCUCCUUUCUGUGGUUAUUUAUUUUAUAUCUUUUUAUUACUGCAUAUCCGAUUCAAAUAUAUUUACAAAUUUUCCCUUAUCUUCCCCUCUAAACAAGAAAUUUAACAAAAAGGAAAAACGAGCAAAGAUAAAAAAAGGGUGGAUUAGUGAGGGAAACCCUUAGCUCAUAUUACAUACAUGAAAAAUAACCAUAAAUAUGUUUAUAUUAAUUUAAACAGAUAGAUCUAUGCAGUCCAGAUAGGUAUCCACACAAAGUUGACAUUUAUAAGAAAUGUGUUCAAAUUAUAAUUUAUAUUCCAACCUUUUUCAAAAGAUCUCAGGGCGAUGUACAACAUUAAGAACACAUUUUGUAGAGCCUAAUAAUAAAAACAUAACAAUAGACAACAUAAUAAUAAAAUAAUGUAGCAAGGUGAGUGUAUAUCCUUCCAAUUUUUAUAUUUCUGUUUGCUAGAUCUGAGCUGUUUAGUGUCAUUGGGCUGACAGAGCCUCUUUGUACCUUGAUGCUCAAACAGUGGCAAUAGGUUGUUGGUACAGCGAGAGAAGCCUAUAGCCUCCCUUGGCUACAAGUUGCCCAGACUGAGGGAAUGGCUGUGGAUCUGUGAACUGUCUGUGUCCAGGGCAGCUGUCUACCAGCUCCAUCUGGUACGCCGGCUGAGACUGCAGACUGUCUCCCCAGAGUGGUGCAUGCUCUGGUUAUCUCUCGUUUGGACUACUGCAGUGUGUUCUAUGUGGGGCUACCUUUGAAGGUGACUCAGAAGCUACAAGUAAUCCAGAAUGCGGCAGCUAGACUGGUGACCGGGAGUGGCCACUGGGGCCAUAAAACACCGGUCCUAAAGGAUCUUCACUGGUUCCCAGUACAUUUCCGAGCACAAUUCAAAGUGUUGGUGCUGACCUUUAAAGCCCUAAAUGGCUUUAGGGCAUCUCCACCCCCAUCACUCAGCCUGGACACCGAGGUCCUUCUCCAAGGGUCUUCUGCUGGUUCCCUCACUGCAAGAAGUGAGGUCAUAGGGAACCAGCCAGAAGGCCUUCUCUGUAGUGGCGCCCGUCCUGUGGAAUGCCCUCCCAUCAGAUGUCAAGGAGAUUAAGAACUACAUUACUUUUAGACAACAUCUGAAGGCAGCCCUCUUUCGAGAAGUUUUUAAUGCUUGAUGUUUUGCUAUGUUUUAUAUAUGCUGUAAGUCGCCCAGAGUAGCUGGGGAAACCCAGCCAGAUGGGUGGUGUAUAAAUCAUCAUCAUCAUCAACAACAACAUUAUUAUUUAUAGGACUUGUAGCACUGGAUUGGUCAUUUUUGUGUCACCUGAGGUCCCAAGCCAAAGGAUUUGGGAAUUGUACAACGACUGCAAUUGGGACUUCCUGCAGUUCCCUUCUCUAGCCAGCAGUCUUGGUUGAUCUGUGAGGUACUGCAGAACUUUUAACUGAUAGGCUUGUAUUAUAAUGGACUAUACUUAGUUCUGUUGUAUUGACUGAAUAUCUAUGACAUUUAGUUGCGUUUUGUUGUACGGUACUUGGAAUGAGUUUACACAUUAUAUUGAAAAUUUUAGUUGCCUCCUCUAGUUAUUAUCACACAGGGUUUUUGCUUGUCUGCUCAGAGUUAUCUCUUAAUGUCUUCUUUGUCUUUGUGCUGAGCUUUGGGGAAGCAGAAUACACCUGGUUUUUUUGCUGUGUUGUUUUUUUUAGCUUUCUUAAUCUUCAUGAGCCAAACUGAUGCUUUUUUCAUGUGCCAGUUUCAUAGGGUAUGUACAUCUGCAUAACACAACCGUCUCAUACUUUUUCCACAGAAUAACAAAUAGUUCCAGAUUCGGGGCACCUUUUUUUAGCAGUUUAGGCAGGUUUCGUUUGAAUGAGAUUUCAAUAAAGCAGUUAUGAAAUUACACUGAUGACCUGGGGGCAGGUUGUUUGUUAGCUUAAGAGACAAACUUCAUUGUUGCCAUCAAACAUAUAACGUGUGUUUCCCCAUUUGGCUCCCAAAACAAUAAGCAGGAAUGUUCCUUUGCAAAGUAGAAUAGCCUGUUUUUAAUAUUGGUUUAUGGCAUCUCAUCUUCCCUCUUGCUUUAUUGCUCAGGGAUGGGACCCGAUUUCUCAGCAAUGGUUAUGUUCUGGGAUUGCCUAUCAGUUUCAGCGCUGGCUGUGUUGGGGAAAUCCAGGACACCCUUGGUUAUUUUCUUGGGAUGUUGGCAGGACAGAUGAUGGUCAGUGGUACAUGGAACUUCUCUGCUCAUUGGGUCAUUGACUAGUGGAGGGGUCCAAAAUGGUGGCUUAAUUUUUCAAGACAUGCAUCUGGAGGUCAUGCGGUUUGAGUAUCGCUGGGAUAUACAUCUGAUGGGGUCUUACUCUUUGCCAUCUGAUACCUACUACAAAUGUCUUAAGAAGGAAAAUGCUUAUCACGAUUUGUUCAGUUAAACUUCUGUCUUGUCCUUUGAAAUUGUUGUUUGCUUCAAUCAGCAUAGGAUGGGAUGUGAGGCCAUUUAAUUGUGUUUCUCUGUGGCUGAACGAAGGUUUCUAGUUCUUUUGCUAAGGAGUAAUUUGUGCAGACAUAGAAAUAAGUUUCUAUGGGGUAAGUUGAUGGCACCCUGAUCCAAAAUAUGCUUGAGUUGGAAAGAAAUUCCGUUGACUUUCACAGAGCUUACUUACAAAGGUUAUUAGCGUUCAGGGCUCUGAUGAAAUUCUGCUAAAAAAGGGCUCCAUAGUUUGGAAAGAAAAACAGGGGAUGGUGGAUAACAGUAAGCAUACACAGGCUAGGUGUGUACAGAGUAUAAUUGUGUCGCUGCUUUUCCCCAUUGUGCUGCAGAAAUCAUACAAAAGUUACUGAGCAUCAUGACCUAAUUUGUCAAUGAAGCAUUCAGUUUAGCUAACUUCCUUAAAGCAGUGUUAGUUUUGUGUGCAUCAAGCAACACUGGCAAUGAGCCUAAAUUAUCCAGAUAGUAUUUUUCUUGGGUUAUGAGGAGCUUUUAAAACCUGCUAAGAAAACGUUCUUAUUUCUUUGCUCUCUUGACAAUUGCUUUCUCUCUCUUUCUUUUUUCCCCUCCCUUGUCUGUCCUUCCUUUGCAUCCAUUCUUCCUUCUCUUCUCCCUUCCUUCUAGGGGGGGAAAUCUUACCUUUCUCUUGUUAAACCUGUCCUAUAGCAAAGCAAUCGCUGAAGCAAGGAGAGUUUGUAUGUGAGCGAUUGAUUCUUACUCCAUCUGCGUCCUUCUGUACUCUGCAUCUGGUAGGAAAAAAGGAAGGAAGGAAGGAAUGCUGACCACUCUACUGCUUCAAUGGUAACGUCCCACCUCUUAACUUUCGGUGCAAUGCAAAUUCAAACUUGAAUCUACUGCAGGUUUACCACUGACUUUUUGAACCUCUGAAAUGCAUUAAAUUGGGCUGAAUACUGAAAUGGAGAUGGGUGGAGGUGAGGGGGAUGUGAUGUGAGAAUAUAUAAAAUGGAAGUUGGGCCGCUGGAGCCAGUGGAAAAAACUGGAUGCUAAUUGACCCCUCUCUAGUAUGCAGUUUGCCUCACUCUUUUUAAACCAUGGUCAUGCUGGCCACAUGACCCGGAAAAACUGGCUGCGGACAAACGUCGGCUCCCUCGGCUAGUAAAGCGAGAUGAGCGCCGCAACCCCAGAGUCGUUUGCGACUGGAUUUAACUGUCAGGGGUCCUUUACCUUUAAGUUACUUGCUAUGCAGUCACAUCUCAAUGGUGCACCUGCUCUCUGUUUGUUGCACAGUAUUCUGGCUGAGAUGAUUGCUCAGUGGACGCUCAACAGCCUGGUUUACACAACACACUAAACUAUGGUUUAUAAACCAUGGUUUAGUUAACCAUAGUUAAAAUGAUCCAAACAGGCCCCUGCAACUUAACUAUAGGUUACAAAUUAUGGUUAGCAGGCGCUUGUUAACCAAGAUUUGCAGUCAGUUUAUAAAAGUUGGUUUACAUUAACUUAUAAUUAAGCUAUAAAACAGGUCUGUUCUACAGCACAGAGAUUUGCUUUUGGGCUCCAUCUAACUUUGAAAUUGCAUUGACUUGUCUGACAAGGAACUCUUGUGGGCCUGCCAGGAAACUCCUCUGCAAUAAAUUCAGCGGAGCAUUAUAGGGUUUACAUAGCACUUACACCACCGGCCAAGACCUUUGCAUGCAUUUGAGUGUGUUGUCGAGCAGACUGAACAACCUCCUGAGGCAAAUAGUUGCAAACAGCAACCUGUUUUUCAGGGAUCCCCCCCCCAAUAGAUAGUCUUAUCACUGGACAAGCCUUGGUGAACUUCUGCGAACAUCGGAGAGCCCUGGAACACAGAGCGAAAAGCAUUAAGCUACAUUUAUAGAAAGAACAGAGCAGCUAUUUACUUGUUAACUUAAGAAAUCUGCGUCUGCUGUUGCAACUUCCUAAUGCGAUAAUAAAUGAGAGAUUUAAUUAGCAAGGACAUGAACUCUCUCCUGCAAAACAGAGGCAGGAUGGGAAGCCUCUAACUUCUGAGCUCUGCCAGCCUCAAGGAAGUAGCAACGUCCAAGUCUGAACUGAACUCGCCAAGCUUGCAACGCCAAUCUUACGCUCUUCAUUCUUUCUUAGAUAAUAUUUGUGCAGGAUAAUUAAUGCGCGCCAGCUGUUGCACAUGUUGCAAUUUUGGAGCAAAGAGCUCUGUGUGGGAUUGGCUGACUUAGGAGAGCCAACGGGAUUUUUGUCUGCCCAGACUUGACAGAAACCUACAGCUGCUGCUCUAGGCAGAAGUCCAGCUGGCUCUCUGAACCAACUGGUAAUUAGUUUGAGCUUUCUUAUUUGAGGAGCGCAGUGGAGGUGUGUUGGGUAUCCUCAAAAUGGUGUCUGUACAGUAACUCUUGCAGUCAGCUUUGCUGAUUUCUAGUGGUAUAUAAUAUAUAGUGACAUAAAACGCUGAGGGCUUGUCCACACUCUCACUUGUCCUGUGCCUUAGAAAGGUCCAAGUGGUUUUCCAUUUGUCCCUUGCUAACCACACCACCCCCACUGGAAAAACCCGCUAUUUAGCGUGAAAUUGGAGCAAGCGUCAAUCCGGAGAAAACCUGAUUGACGUUUGUUGUCUUUCAGCUGUUGUUGGCAUCCUUUUGUUUCAAGUGACAGAGGAGUCUGCCCUGUGGGGCAAAGUCAAGCCGCAGGAGAAUAACAGCGCCGGCUGAGGCUGGCAACGUGUAGCUGCUACCUCCCACGUUGUUUUCGUUGGUUUAGCAGCACUGAAGCGAUCUCUCUGGGGCACAAGCCUGGGCAGCGUGUAUGGAGUUCCUGGGCUGCCCAGAUGACAAGACCCCGUUUUCGGACCCACUGACAUGGUCCAAAGGAAAGCAGGGCAAUACGUUUGGCACCAGCUUGGCUGCAGGAGUUGCUAGAAGGAAGCGUACAAGGUGCCAUCCAACCAUCUUAGGGACUCCCUCGCCUGGUUUAGCCGGCCAGUCGAAUCCGUUUCCCAGGGUGUGUCUGCUGUCACAUGCUGACAGCUUUUAGGAGCCACAGGUGAGAGCUGAGUGCAGGUUCGGGACCAAAGGUGGACAAACUACCCCUGAAGGAGCACAAUGUGUCCCCCACCAGAGGUACCACCCCUCCCCUAAAACCCCAUACAAGUUUUCCUGUGCGAAAGCAGCGGGGCAAGCAAAGUUGUGGAUGAGACUUUAAACAAUUAAGAACUAGGAGACCCUUCUUCAGAGGCAGUGUAGAGAUUGUGAAUUUUGUGAAAUCUUUGAAGGCAGGAUGCUUAGCUAAAUCUUCUUUUUGCUAGGUGAUUGUUUUAAUCAUUCAAAUUAUUAUUUAUACCCUGCUUUUUAGCCCUGAAAAGUGUCUUCCUAGUUAGCAAACGAAGCGGGAGUGCUGAUAAUACAAAUUCUCUUAACUUGCGCCGAGCAGGAAAAAAAGAGAUGUUUAUUUGGGGCUGGAAUUUGUGUGUUGACUUCAGUAUUGUAAUAUAUAAAUAGAAAAUGCGCUGGGAAGAUGUAAUAACAGAAAUAAAUGCCAUCCUAGUUCAUUAAGGAGCUCAAAUUAGGUCUGCUUUCUGUCUUCUCGGGAGAGAACUCGGGGGUGAUGUCAAAAUGUUUAGUUGUGUUCAUGUUGGGGGUAGCUAAAUUAAUGAUAGCCCAAUACUGGAAGGAAGCUGUUGGUUUGAGUAAAACUAAAUGGUGUGAUUAAGUGUGGCAUUUGUUAUUAAUGGAAAAGUUAAGAGUCCCCUCUCAGUCUCUGUGUGUAUAUUUUGUUAUUAAGACUCAGGAAAAAGGAAGAGAGAGAAAACACUCACAUUUUUUCUGACUUUCCCUUCCCCCUGUGGGUUUGGUCCUUCCAUCUGUCUAGGGGUUAAGGGGCUGUUUGAAAGCGCUGGUUACCUAGCAGAUACCACUGGGCUUGACAGUUUUCCAAAACUCUGGAACAAGUUCUUCCCUUGUGUCCCCGCAGAUGGAAGAUAGAAAUGUGAUUUCUUUGUUGUUACCCCUAUUUCCCACCCCCACCUCCCCAGGUCUACCAGUCUUUCUUCAACCAGGACUUUAAUCUUUUUCUCCCUCUGCCUUUUCCUUGCCCUGUUAAAUUUGCAAAAUAAGAACAAUAAGAAUGGCUAGAGCCUCUGCAAGCUGUACAUUGGUUCCAGAUGAACUGUUUUUCCCCUCUAAGGAGGCAUGUUUCACCAUACUCUGCUGCUGGCCAAACUAGAUAUUCUGUGGCUUUGGGAAGCUGGAUCUCUGCCAAACCUCUAAAAAGCAGCGGGGAGUGCAAUUUUGGAGGGAAGAAAAUAGGUGGGGGCAGGAUCCACCCAGUCUCUCUCGGAGAUCCAGAGAGGCCUAGGCCACUUCCAGCUUUUGAGGCCGUAGCCACAAUAUAUAUAUUUUUAAAAAACAGAAACACACAGGAAUAAAAUAAGGCACCAAAAAAAGAGUGGGAGGUUUGGACACAUUCAGCAUGGUCUACGUUUGUGCCAUCAGAACUGAUCUGUUUCUAUUUAUUUCCCUACGUAAGGGAGCUUUUAAGUGUUUAAUACUUUAUUAUGUUUUUAUAUAUGGUGGAAGCUGCUCAGAGUGGCUGGGGCAACCAGUGGGGUACAAAUAAAUUAUUAUUAUUAAUUAUUAUUGACAUUUACAAACCGUCUCAGUUCUUUAACAAAACUAUAUGUUUACAAAAAUAAUAAUACUGUAUAUAUAUUUUACCAAAUAUAUGGAGGAGAGUUAAGCAGCUGGCACUGCUGCAACUGUCCCAGAUAUGUUGUCAAAGAGUAGCAGAUGAUGAAACUGGAAAAAUAAAUAAAUCUUUCCUAUGUAAAUGUUCUCUUGCCCAGCUGAAUGCCAGCUUUGACCUGCUUUUAAUAUUUACAUCUUCUUGAACUGUUUCCAAGUGUUCAGUUUGUCUAUGUUACUUACAUGGCAGAUGGAUCAGUUGACCCAAAACCACCAGACCAAACUUGGAUGGACUGCAAAUGUAUUUUGAUUCUGCAGCCCACAGCAGAAGUUGUGUGUGUUGUGCAAACAGACAAUGGCUCUGUUGCUUCUGUAUGGAGUAGAUAAUAAUAAUAAUAAUAAUAAUAAUAAUAAUAAUAAUAAUAAAUUUUAUUUAUAUCCCGCCCUCCCCAGCCGAAGCCGGGCUCAGGGCGGCUAACAACAAUCAAAUAAUCAGACAAUCAAAUAAUCCAACAUUCUAAAAACAUUUCAUUAUAAAAAUUAAUUAAAAUCAAAUUAAUGGCAACCGUUAAGCAAAAUUCUGUGCAGGUUGCCGGAGGAGGGAGUCGGGCUGCGCCCUGACCAAAGGCCUGAUGGAACAGCUCUGUCUUGCAGGCCCUGCGGAAAGAUGUCAGGUCCCACAGGGCCCUAGUCUCUUGUGACAGAGCGUUCCACCAGAUUGGAGCCACAGCCGAAAAAGCCCUGGCUCUAGUUGAGGCCAGCCUAACCUCUCUGUGGCCUGGGACCUUCAGGGUGUUUUUAUUUGCAGACCGUAAGGUCCUCCAUGGGGCAUACCAGAAGAGGCGGUCCCGUAGGUACGAGGGUCCUAGGCCGUAUAGGGCUUUAAAGGUUAAAACCAGCACCUUAAACCUGAUCCUGUACUCCACCGGGAGCCAGUGCAGCUGGUAUAGCACCGGGUGAAUGUGAUCUUGCAGCGAAGACCUCGUAAGGAAUCUCGCUGCAGCAUUCUGCACCCGCUGGAGUUUCUGGGUCAGUCUCAGGGGCAGCCCCACGUAGAGCGAGUUACAAUAAUCCAGUCUGGAGGUGACCGUCGCAUGGAUCACAGUGGCUAGGUCAGGGCGAGAGAGGUAAGGAGCCAACUGCUUAGCUUGGCGGAGAUGGAAAAAUGCCGCCUUUGUUGUAGCUGCAAUCUGCGCCUCCAUGGAAAGGGAGGUGUCGAAGAUUACACCCAAACUCUUAACGGACGGUGCUGGCACUAAUUGCGCCCCGCAAGAGAUGGGAGUUGCCCCCAAUCCCAUAUCGCCCCGUCCCAGCCACAGGACCUCUGUCUUCGAAGGAUUUAGCUUCAACCGGCUCCCACGAAACCAUCCAGCCACAGCUUCCAAACAUCUAGUCAGUGUGUCUGGGGCCGAGUCAGGAUGGCCAUCCAUCAACAGAUAGAGUUGGGUGUCAUCGGCAUACUGAUGGCAACCCAGCCCAAAACUCCGAACAAGCUGGGCGAGGGGGCGCAUAAAGAUGUUGAAAAGCAUCGGGGAGAGUAUCGCACCCUGAGGUACUCCACACACCAAGGAGUGGCGCGAUGACAAUUCCCCCCCAAGCGCCACCCUCUGUCCCCGACCAGAGAGAAACGAGCGCAGCUAAAUUAAUACGCAGCUAAAUUUGGGCAACACAAUUUUGGACUGUUCCUUUCCCCCCGCCCCCAAAGGAGGAGGUCAGUGCAAGACCCAGGAGGAACCUUACUGCUGUCUUGUCUUGAAAAUAGUUUUAAGAUAGAGUUUUAUUUUCUUGGUUCAAAUCUCUCUCCUUAUGUUCUGUUUCACUUCGUCAGGUUUCAGCGCUGUGUCCAACCUCACUUCUCCAUUUCUUGUUACACAUGAACUAGCAGAUAUUCUGUUUCCUAAUUUCUUUUCUAUGUUGAUUUUGCCUCAGGAAAGAGCCUGUCACAAAGCAGCAAGCAAGUUACCCCAGAGCAUUUUAAGCCAAGUAUUUUGCCCUUUUUAAAAAAGGAAACAGUUCAGAUUCUGACCCAAGAAACUGAACCCUACGACCUGUAUACAUUAUGCAGAUUCAGUAGAUUUUCAUACUUUCAGGUUUUUCCCCACCUUAUCCCCCAAGCUCAGAGCCUUUGUUUAAAAAACAACAACCUGUACUUCGUGGAAGUGCUGUGGGUGCCAGCAAAAAAUGGCAGCAAAAAAGAGGUGACAGUACUCUCUAUUGGUGAGUGCCAUGAGCAACCCCCCUGCCCUGCUUAUCUGUAUAAUGCUUAUUUAGGAAAAAAGGAAAAUUGGAAGUGCAAACAUACAUUUACAUACAUACGGUAUGUAUGUAAUUACACACACACAAUUACAAUAUGGUAAAAAAACAAUAUAUUGAAGAGUAUUUCACCUUACAUUUCAGUGAAUGUAAUUGUGGUUCAGAAUAGCUUUUGUUUUUUUACAGUAAAAUCCUCUGUAUGAGUUCCGUUGAGCUUACUUUCUCAAAAAUUUGUGUUUAGGGCUGCAGCUUAGAAUUUUGGUAGCCUUUCACCCAGCCAUUUAGUUGACAUUCUACAGGAGCUUAAGGGUUCUCUAAAUAUCUUUAGGACCUUGAACCCACCCAAACCUUUCUUUGGCAAGAAUUUAACCUUGUUGCAUUAUAACCUUGUUGCAUUUAAAUAAAUGAUAAAGGUGUCAGUUCAUUAAAGCAUAAUCAAGAUAUGGAAGUGUACAGAAGUGAAAGUUGGUUGUCUCUGGUGAGAUGGCUUCUUCUUAAGUGCAUGUGAAAAGGAGGAGGAUGUGCAUGAAAGGCUUUUAUAUCCGAAUCCUUUGCUUAAGGCACUUGGCUUGUGAUUUCCUUCCUGCAAUUUUUCCCCUGUGGUUAUUUAUUGCACUAGGGAAAGAGGUGGGGGGAGUUGGAACCAACACAAUUCAUUCAAAGAGGGGAUUAACCGCUAGAAAACAAUGCCAGGGAAUCUUGGUUUGUUAUGUUUAAAUUUCCCUAAAAGGAAGCACAGUCAGCAUUAAUAAACGUUUUUAAUAGUGCAUUUCCAAUAUACAGAGGGCUUCAUAUACACUGAGGCAGGUGCUUAUGAGCAGCCAAAGCUGCAAUAGGGGCUUCAUUAAAUCCACCUAAUGAGCUCACGGUUUGUUAGUUAUUUUUUGUUGAUUUUCAAGAUGAUUAUAUAAAACCAAACCUAUCUGCUGUUACAUUGGUGUGGGUGAGCACUUCAUACAGUAUCGUUAUACAGUGGUGCCUCGCAAGACGAAAUUAAUCCGUUCCGCGAGUCUCUUCGUCUUGCGGUUUUUUCGUCUUGCGAAGCAUGGCUAUUAGCGGCUUAGCGGCUUUAAGAAAAAGGAAACAAACUCGCAAGAACUCGCAAGAUGUUUCGUCUUGCGAAGCAAGCCCAUAGGGAAAUUCGUCUUGCAGAAUGACUCAAAAAACGCAAAACCCUUUCGUCUAGCGAGUUUUUCGUCUUGCGGGGCACCACUGUAUAUUAUAUAACUAAAGGGAUGUGAGACAAUUGCCAAAUUGUCUGUGUGCAUGGUCUAUGACAUCCAUAUAGAUUUGGCUAUUUCUGGCAAAGAGAUGUACAUAUUUUGAUCCAUGGUAAAUUGAAUAAAGUCCCACCAUACUGCACUAAAAUACGCAUUGUGGUUUUGCUUUACCCUGUAUCAAUUGUAGACUGGACAUUAUCUUCUCUGAGAUUACAACAGACCAAAUGUUCCAAGGUUGUAUAGACAGGUUGUCUAACUCCUUCCUGUGCUGCACUCUUGAAUUCAUGGAUGAGAUGAGAUUUUACCUGAGGUCUUCUCAACUCCCCCUCUUAGCUGCCCACCUUAGUGGGGAAAGAGGAGAGGGCCAUAAAGGGGUGCUACUUUGGGCAGCAACCAAGUCAUCUUUGUGUUACGAUCUUCCACAAUCUACAUCAUUUUGUUAACCCUUUUUAUUUUUGUGGCCAUUCAGCAAGGGGGCUGGGGACAUGGAGACCCUCAGCAGCAGGCAGGGCAGGAAUCCAUGUGUGGGGGUGCCUGGCUCGCACCCCCUCAAAAUCAUGCACCUGGGGCUACAAACCCCCCGAGGUCCUCCCCACGCUCCAACCCUGUAGUAAUCUACUAAAUGGACCAAUGUUCUGAUUCAUGAUAAGGCACAUACUUCCUGUGUCCUAUGCAGUUAUCUUAAAGGUUUUGGUAGGAUCUGCUGUCUCCCACUGUACACAUUUUAACAUAAUAAUGUUCACCCAGCAUAUCUUAACUGUUGUAUUUUAUCCUCUAAGUCACUUCUUUUGGGGGGUGGGGGGGUGGGAUGCCGACACAACUAACAAAUGUAGUACAGUGGUACCUCGGGUUAAGUACUUAAUUUGUUCCGGAGGUCCGUUCUUAACCUGAAACUGUUGUUAACCUGAAGCACCACUUUAGCUAUUGGGCCUCCUGCUGCCGCCACACGAUUUCUGUUCUCAUCCUGGAGCAAAGUUCUUAACCCGAGGUACUAUUUCUGGGUUAGCGGAGUCUGUAACCUGAAGUGUAUGUAACCUGAAGUGUAUGUAACCCGAGGUACCACUGAACUGUAGUAACAAAUCUCCCUCUCUCUGAGUGGUAACCAGGCAGAAGGUUGUCCUCUCAAAAUGCCUAAUUAUUUCUGAACUGAAUGUUACUCUGCUGCUACUAUUAAAAAUCCUGUUCUGGAGAGUAUACAUUUAAAUAGGCUUUAAAGAGGGUGAAGGCCUAGCAAUACAACUCUACUGUCACGGAAGAGAGAGUUGCAAGAUUGUCACGAUAAGCCUUAAAGAAGAAAGAGCACCUGUUGUCUCUUCAGUACGGCUUCUCCUGUCCUGCAGCAUUUUCCAAUGCUAACCUUGAAUGCUGGCAUGAAUUGUGGUUUCAGUGCUAUCUGCAUUGUUAUCAGUGUUUUUCUGCACGGAACGCCUGUUUGCUUGAUAUGACGUAAACAUAAAUUAGGUAUUAGCUGGGCAAACACACACCCAGAAGGUGUUUAUUUGGAAGCUGUGAGAAGUCAUGGAAGCUGUGGUGCUACGUUUGUCCUGCCAUUAGUAUCUUGGAUGGGUGAGUAGGGCUAUGCUUGAGGGGUCAUUAUUACAAAGCUUUUCUGUCCGUAAAGGUUCAGUGCCAUUUCACAUAACCCAACUGGGAUUCUUCCUUUCAUGUGUCUGGACUUGAGCCAUGCCGAUAGCAAAUGGGUUGUGAGAUUACGCCUCUAUGGUGAACAAGUGCAAACUUGCUGAUAACACUUUGCUUUGUUAAAUUCAUCUGCCCUUCUCCUUUCUUUUUUUUAAAAAAUAAUAUUUAUUAAGAGUUUAAAAGUUACAGAAAAAAAAGUUAAACAAGCAAAAAAGCGAAAAGAAACAACAAACAAAAAACAACACAAUACAAUACAAGACAAAUAAAACAAAACAAAGACCAUUUUAAACAAUUUCAAUGUCAUAUCUUUCAUUCGCUUAUUUCCACGACUUCCUCACACCUCCCUUUUUGUAUUCCACAUCAAUUAAUGAUUUCAGCAAUUCCUUUCCAUCUUCCUCUGUUUUCUAUCCUAUAAUUAUCUUAGCACAUUCUAACCUUAUUUUAUUCCCUUUAAUGCUCAAUUAAUCUAUUUAUACUUAAUUCCUUAUAACAUUUCUGCUAAAGCCAUAUAACUUCAUUCCCACUUUGUUCUAACAUUCAUUAAUUUUGCAAUAUUUCUAUAAAUAAUCUUUAAACUUCCAGUCUUCUUCCACCAGCUCUUCUCCCUGGUCUCGGAUUCUGCCGAUUCUCUUAGCCAGCAAAAAGCAGAUGAUUCACAACAAAAUUUAGAGGUCUGGCAGGGCAAGUCCACCUCCUUCUUUAGCAUCCGUUAAUAUCUUAAAUUUUGCUCGAGGCUUCCUGCCCUGCCAUACAGAUCUAGAGACAUCCCUCUGCCACCUCCUGAAAUAAUCCCUCCCAUCCAAAACUUGCAAUGUUUGAAACCAAGGCAACAUCCCCAACCUCACCGCAACCCUCGUCCCCACCACAGCAACUCGACCCAACAAUAGCAACUUCCAAUUUAGUCCUAUUUCCAAAUCCCCCUUGUCUUCAAGCCAACGUCCUUCACAGUUGCCCUUGAAUAAAUUCACAUUUCUGGCGGUCAUGCUAACCCCCCAAUACCUCUCUUUCUCAACCAAUGUUAGUCCUAUCUCCUCCUGAAACUCUAUCAAGGUUUCCUUUUCCUCGGGUGGGCUCUGAUCUUCAAUUUCAUCUGUUUCUCUUUAAGUUCAGUCAUAUCAGGUGUCAGCUCAUAUUCAUCAAAUCGUCCUUGUAUGGAUGGGACUCUCUCUCUCUCCAGUUGAAUUACUUUAACUCCAGCAGCGAGGGUUUCCUCCUUAACUUCAUCCGCUGUUUGCCGUGUCAGGAUGGAUUCCUGAAUCAAUUUCUGGGUGAUUUCUGUAUUAAUAUUCACCUUUUGUCCCAGGUUAUUUAAACUUUCUACCAUUAAAUCAUUUUUAAUAUUUGCAGCAUCCAUUUUCAUAUUUAUCACAUCCAUUUUCUUGGAAGCUGUUCCAGCGAAUCAUUUAUAUUCACUAGUACAAUCACUAAGGCCUCUCCUGGCAACAUUCCGUCUUUCACAUCUGCCAUAACUCUCAAUAGAUUCAAGGUCAACUCACAGUCUCACGGUUUUUAUCUUACAAAUGGAAAUUUCCUAGCCCAGAUCUUGUAUAGCCGCCAGUUUCAAGAACUUCCACUAGAGGGAAACAGUUUCUAUUUGUAUUGAUAAAUAGUAUCCUCUUAAAGCACAGUUCAAACGACCCCAAACUAAUUUCAAUUUUCAGUUACUUUCACUGCUGGAAACAGUAGAAACCUUGUGUCUUCUCUUAUGCUAGCUGUCAACACGAUCCAAGCACUGUCAAUAAACGUCUCACCAAAACGUCGGACCUUCUAGCAGCCCGUUCCCAGGGUCCGAGCGGCGGUGUUUUACCUCUCUUGGUCUCUUCCGCAGGCAAACUCAGUUGACAACUUCCCUCCCCCCUCUCCUGCCUCCAAGGGGGGGAUUAUAUUCUUUACUUAUUGAAAUUUAGUCUUUUACAAAAGGCUUUCCAAGACUUCAGCUUGCAGCUUCCAUUGCUUCAGUCUACUUACAAAAGGGGAAGGUGGACUUCCUGUAUUGAACCUUCCCUGUUUCGAUGCCAAAUUAGACGUUGUUGUUUUUUUAAAUCCAAUCUUCCCAAUUAAGCUCUACUCACGGGUAGUUACUUUAGAGUCAAAUUGUCCACAGGAAAAAGUCAGCACUCUCCGACAACAGCUAUGCGGCUUCGCUCCAUGGAAGAAGCAGACGAUUCGAAGCACCACGCCGCUCACCCCACGUCGCUCCGGAUCCCCAAAACCGGGUUUCCCCGCGAGUGGGGGAGGCGCAAAUGGUGCCCGCCGAAUCUCACGCUCACAGGCUUCUCCCGCCUGUGAUUUUUAACAGGUCUCCGCCUUCGCCGUGGCGGCCAAACCCAGAUUUCCACGGAGCUGAUUCCUCCCAAUCAGAGGAAUCCAGCCAUUGCUGGAGGCGCCUCCCCGGAAGUCCCAUCUGCCCUUCUCCUUUCUGAAGACUUGAGAAGUAACAAUUUCACAGGGGAAGCUAUAAUAUAGAAUAUUAAAUUAAUUUAGCAGUUACAUAGAAAUGAGAGAGGCAGUGUCAGGCUGGACAGACUUUAAGCUUGCAAGGUCUAUGUUGCUUUUACUUCAAACCAUGAAGUCCACCCACUAGAGCCAAACACUGGCUUAAAGAAACAGCCUGCAUGCACUUUGAAUUAAGGAGCAAGACACCUUGGGGUCAUUUCAGCCCAGGAUUAUCUUUUCAUUACCAGAACUGAGCUCACAGGCCUUUGCUCAAAUAUCCAUUCCCAGUCCCGUCCCCCCUAGCUUUCUCUGUUUCAGUAGCCUAAUUUGGUGAUGGAGUUGCUUUUGUUAACCAAUGGGGAGCCAGAAAUCCUUUGUGAUCUACUGCAAAUUACCCAGAGAUCUACCAGUAGAUGAGGUUUGCUCUCUCUUUGCCUUACCUACAUCCACUAUACAGUUGUUGGGGCUAAAAUGUGAGACCCCUCUAAAAUGUGGUCAAUUAAUCUCUGUUUAACCCUAGUAAGCUGAGCACCAAGUCAGUCUCAUAGCAUUUAUGAAAGCUAUUCUGGCCUGGAAUUUGCUAGACAUACAUAAUUUUUAGAACAGUUUUCUCUAGUACUUUUGGAAACAAACCAAUCUCCUAAUAUACUUCUGAAAUACUUGCUCAUGAGAAACUUUUCUUGAAUGAGCAUUUUAAUUCUCCUUUCUUACAAUUUGGUUUUUAUGUUUCUAUAAUAAUCAAGAGCUGUUUUGUGUGUGUGUGCAGUCGGCCCUAGCUGGUUUUCCUGAAGGGUUAAUUAAAAUAAGAGAAACGUGUGGUUUCAGCCAUGUCCUAUAUCCUCCUUAAAUUGGCAAGGACACUUUUUAGUUUCAUUGAUUUAAGGAUUUAAGAAUCCUGAAAUUCUUGCCAAGUUUGUGAACAACUUCAUUAUAUUUGAAAGUCAGAGCAGAGCAGAUUACAAUUUAGAAACUCUGAAAACAAACUGACAAUACAUUAUUGCAGAAACCAUUUACUUAUUAAAAUAGCUAUAAGAAUAAGGCAGAUUUGAGAGCACCUUCAGGUAUCUUUUACUCCCUUGUAUUGCAUUAAAAAACCAGUAUGAAUUACAUGAAAAUUAGGGAACUCCCAAAAUACAGCAGCAUCCUCCUGUCCCAAUCUUUUAAAAACAAAAAACAGGUUUUUCCUUGUAUUUCCUCUUAUCAGUCUCCACAGGCCUUCUUGCUUAUUACUUUGGUUCCAAGAAUAAUAUCCCAGAAUGAAGCUGAGAACUCAGCGUCCUUUCUCUCCCGCUUCACUUCCUACAGAGAGAAGGUUUACUAGCUACCUUCUAAUCUAGAAGAUGCAAUGUUUUAUUUUGAAUAUGGGAUCUCGUCAAGUACACAACUAAUCCUAAAUCGAGGACCUCAGGGAGGUACCACUCCACAUAAUACCAUUUAUUGUACUCCUCAGGAGGAGUAACUCUUUUACACACAUAUAUAAAUAAAGUAAUAAGCACAGCUGCACCAGAUGUUCAGUAUUUGUACUGAGUGUGAUCCAAAUUGCCUCCAAUAUCUUCCUCCUCUUCUAUAGGACUAAACCCUUUUUAUAGAGGUUAGGUACCACUUCUAACCUAUCACUUACUGGGAGGAAAUGAGUCCUUAUCAAUUUCCUAUACAGUGGUACCUUGGUUGAAGAACAGUCCUGUUUAUGAACGAUUCGGUUUUCAAAUUCAGCAAAACCGGAAGUAGUGUCCUUGUUUUCAAACUUUACCUCGGUCUAAGAACGGAAUCUGAACGGUGGAAGGGCACCGGCAGCGGGAGGCCUCAUUAGGGAAAGUACAAACCACGACUGGAGACAAAAAUGGGGUCACCUGUGAACUUCAGGGAGAAGUCAAGGCCUUUAAUAAGGAAAAUAAGCUUCUUAUUCAUACCAAAAUUUAAGUGGUUUAUAAGCGAGUGGUUGCAGACCAGACAAGGUUUAGGCUUGGUCUGGGCAAAGAAACUGCUUGGUCACCCUGUAUGAUGACCUCCGUCAAGAGAGAGACAAGGGGAACAUGUCCCUGUUAAUUCUUCUUGACCUCUCAGUGGCUUUCGAUAUCCUUCUGGAGCGACUGUCCACCUAGUGCAGAAUUCAGUGGCCAGGUCACAGAAGCAAGACGGUUUGAGCAUAUUACACCGAUCCUGGUCCAACUGCACUGGCUACCAAUCAGUUUCCGGGCCCAAUUCAAGGUACUGGUUUUGACCUAUAAAGCCUUAAAUGGCCCAGGACCACAAUCCCUCAAGGACUGCCUUUUUCCAUACAAACCUACCCGGACCCUGAGAUAAUCUUCUGAGGCCCUUCUUUGUGUGUCUCCUCCUCAAGAGGUCCAGAGGGUGGCAACACGAGAACAGGCCUUCUCUGUGGAAGAGAAUAUUUUAGGACGUUGGAAAGCUGUGAAAUUCCUUACAGUGAUAGGGACUUGGUGCAUAUGAUUUCAGCCUCCCCAAGGUUUCAAGAGAGGUCUGUGUGGAAUGCAAAACAAGCAAGACCCUGGAAAAAGCAUGCUUCUUUCGGGUUGAACCAGCUGAUUUUAUAAUUUUAAGCUAAACUGAACAGAAAAACAUGGUUGAAUGAAACGUUUGAGAGAACUUUGCCACCCUCAUGUCUACAUUACUGCUUGUGAAGGGCCAGACCUAUAAUAAAUAGUAAAUGUUAACCAGCUUUUAUUGACUGUGCUUAAUAGCCCUUCUCUUUCUUACAUUAGGGUGGAGAAGCAACAUUUAACCGUGCAAAGCUUCUGAACAUAGGCUUCACAGAAGCUUUGAAAGAAUACGAUUAUGACUGCUUUGUAUUCAGCGAUGUUGACCUAAUCCCUAUGGAUGACAGAAAUAUAUACAAGUGUUACAGUCAACCCAGGCACCUCUCUGUGUCGAUGGAUAAAUUUGGAUUCCGGUAAGAGAUCAAUUGCUAACAUUUAUUCGAUGCUAGCAAAAAAUCACAUAAUAAUAGCAUGGCUGUUAAUAUCAACAGUGGAUUAAUGUUAUCCAUGUUGGCUUGCUCACUCUACACUUGGAUUACUUAUGUUCCAAAGUAGCCUACUUCCCUCUUCUCUGGAACUGCUCUACUCUCAAAUCUGUGAUCUGUUUGCCUAAAGUAUAUUUUUAUUUGUUUCUUUAGAUACUUUACUUACUGUUCUUCAGCCAAGAGGCUCUCAGAACAGUUUAUAUAAAAAAUAAUGAUGCUUUUUUAAAAAAACAACAACAAUAAAACCAUUUGCCUUGUGGGAAUCAAGGUCUGAGGUCCAUUUUAGAUGUAAUGGGGAAGCCUUGUUUCCCAUAAUAUGAAUGAGCUGCUCUUUUCCUGCACUCACUUCUCCUCUGGCACUUGACAGAGAAGAGAGAAAGGGGGUAAAGGCAAGAUCAUCACGGCUUGAACAUGUAACAGGAAAUUAUGGUUUAUUGUCGUGGCUGAAUUAGGCCUGAAAAUGCUUGCAGGUUAUGUGUGCAACCUCAUUAGGAACAAGUUCUGGAGAUAUCAAAUGAGCUGUUGCUAUAUUGGUGGGAAGAUGAUUGCCUGAAAAGUGAAGUCUUGAGGUGCGUAAUGUGCUAAGUACAAAAGAAAAGAAUGCUGAUCACUAUGCAGUUAUUACGUUCUGCUGUAUUUCUGAUAGGGCAGGGAAUUAAAACCAGUUGCCUUCAUUUAGUGCAAUAAUAUUCCAACUCAUAAUAGUCCAACCUGGGGUGAGCGAAGGUUUUAAGUUAAUUCUGAGCUUACUACAUCCUGAUCUUUAGAAACAUAGAUUAUUCUCUUUAAGGCAAUGAGGAUUUUGUGUGUGUGUUGAAGCACAUAUUUCUAUGGCAUUUAUUGAUGUUACAUUUUAUAAUUGCUUUAAUGGAAACCACGUAGAGUGGCUGGGACAACCCAGUCAGAUGGGCAGGGUACAAAUAAUAAAAUACUUGUUGUUGUUACUGUUCUUAUUAAUGCAAUUAUUAAUACGUUAGCUUACAAUCGCAACUAGACGAGCAAUCCUAACAUCUUGGUGAUAGCAAAAACUAAUUUUUUUGAUGAGUUGCCUUUCUCUCUUUCAGCUUGCCUUACAAUCAGUAUUUUGGAGGAGUGUCUGCUUUGAGCAAGGAGCAAUUCCAAAAAAUCAAUGGCUUUCCCAAUAAUUAUUGGGGCUGGGGUGGUGAAGAUGAUGACAUUUAUAACAGGUAAGGCUCCUGUGGUGUAGUGUGGUCUAGUGGUUAAGAGCGGUAGUCUCGUAAUCUGGGGAACCGGGUUCGCGUCUCCGCUCCUCCACAUGCAGCUGCUGGGUGACCUUGGGCCAGUCACACUUCUCUGAAGUCUCUCAGCCCCACUCACCUCACAGAGUGUUUGUUGUGGGGGAGGAAGGGAAAGGAGAAUGUUAGCCGCUUUGAGACUCCUUCAGGUAGUAAUAAAGCGGGAUAUCAAAUCCAAACUCUUCUUCUUCUUCUGUGUCUCCCAAUUAAUAUAGAUUUCUUUCACUGUUUAGAGGAGGAGGAGAGAGGGAUUGCUCGUCUGGCAAACUGAAAUGUUUGAAUAAGCAGGACAUUCGUCAUAGUGUGACACUGAAUCCCAUUCCUUAUGUGCACUUACUAUAGGAGGCGCUUCUUAACAUCCCAUAGUUGGCCAAGAAAGUGGCUGCUUACAAGCAUGUGCCAGGAAGUGGUGAAAGAAAUCCUGCUGGCUAUGUAACCUGUCCCCAGCUGCCACACCUGCCUUUCUGGCUGUGACAUUAGCAAAUAGCUUACCGUAUUUUUCGCACCAUAGGAUGCACCGGACAAUAGGACGCACCUUGUUUUAGAGGGGGGAGAACAAGAAAAAAAAAUUCUCCCCCUCUCUGCCCAGCGCCCCUUCAGCGAAGCGGCAGGAGGCGCUGCGCAGAGAGAGGGAGAAUUCCCCCCCCCCUUGUUUUCCCACUCUAAAACAAGGUGCCGUUUAAGGUCCGUUCAGGCGGCUACCUUGGAAGCCUGGAGAGCGAGAGGGGUUGGUGCACACCGACCCCUCUUGCUCUCCAGGCUUCAGGUUCCUUUCGACCUGCUCUUUGGGGCUGGCGGGGGGAAGCCCACCACCAGCCCCAAAGAGCAGGUCAGGGAGCAGCGGAAAGGUGCAGCGGAGAGGCUCCUGCCAUAGCCGCGCGUCACCUCUCCAGCCGGUAGAGGGUUGCGGGGUGCUUCUUUAGCCCCAUGCGCACUCUCCCGGCUGGAGAGGUGACGCGCGGCUAUAGAGGCUCCUGCCAUAGCCACGCGUCACCUCUCCAGCUGGGAGAGGGUCGCGGGGCUAUGGCGUCUUCGCUCCAUAGGACGCACACACAUUUCCCCUUCAUUUUUGAAGGGGGAAAAGUGCGUCCUAUAGAGCGAAAAAUACGGUAACUUGUUUGUAUUUCAGCUUGAACUCCAGACAUUAGCCUGCAGUGGCUUGUAUCCAGAGAGGGCCAGGGAAUGGAGCUCCUCCAUUGUUUCCCUUUUCUUCCUGGCUCGCUGUCAAACGGAGCUGGCAGAAAGCAGGAGAUCCUGGGACAGUCUGCUGCUCUCCACUGCGCUGGGGUCACUGUUCUCCUUGUCUCUUUAGCGCCGCUCACUAAGCUGCAGAGCAAACAAGAGUCUGUCUUCCCACUGUCAAGGUCAAGCCUUUGGCAGCCAAAUGUUUCCAUUCAGGCUCUUUGAAAGCUUGCUUCCUCUUCACUAGUACUGUAGGGAAGUAUGAAGCUAGUCUUUGGAAGUUCCAGGAAGUCUUUACAUAGGAAUGCCAGGAUGUCCAUGUCUUCGGAGGAGUAGAAAAAGUGGGGAGUAUGGAUUGCAGGCACAAUAGUAUGGGAAUUUAUUUAUUUUUUUAAUAUAAUUUUUUAUUACUUUUUUUUAACAUAUCAUUUUCAACAGUAAUUAAACAUACCGUAUUUUUCGCUCUAUAAGAUGCACCAGACCACAAGACGCAUCUAGUUUUUGGAGGAGGAAAACAAGAAAAGAAAUAUUCUGAAUCCCAGAAGCCAGAACAGCAAGAGGGAUCGCUGCGCAGUGAAAGCAGCAAUCCCUCUUGCUGUUCUGGCUUCUGGGAUAGCUGCGCAGCCAGCAUUUGCUCCAUAAGACGCACACACAUUUCCCCUUACUUUUUAGGAGGGGAAAAGUGAGUCUCAUAGAGCAAAAAAUACGGUACUUUUACAUCUUAUUCAAAUUUUUGACUUCCAUCAAUCCUGUCUGAAAAUUUUCUAAUCUAAUCUCUCAGUAUGCAUUUCUUAUCUUCCCUAUUACAUUUCAGACUCAUAACCAAUAUCUCUAUCUUUUUCUACUUUGUAACACUUUGUAUAUUUCUCCUUACAAAACUUCUUGUAGUCCUACUAGCGUAAUUUGUUGAUUACAGUUGCUCUUCAAAUAAUUCAUCUACUUCUUCCAAUCUUCUGUAAAUCUCUGGUCCCGCAGGUUUCAAAUCCUUCCUGUCAUUUUGUCCAAUCCUGCAUAGUCUAUUAAUUUUGUCUGCCAUUCUUCUUUCGUCGGAAUUUCUUCUUGUUUCCAUUUCUGGGCUAACAAUACUCUUGCCGCAACAGUAUGGGAAUUUAAGAUGCCUAAGUCUUAAAUCCUUUUUUAAAAAAUGUAGAUGGUGUUUUAAGAAUACUGUCAAAGGAAAUGAAUUCACUGUUUCGUUUUCUCAAAAUAAAGGUUACUGGGACUCUGGGAACCCUGGACAGACUUCCUACUCUUUUAAUUCUAAGUGUGCUGAGCACAGGAUGUUGGAACUGUCAGAAGCCAAAGGAACUCUGAGCGUGAUCAGAAGAAUCCUUAUUGUAUAUUUUCAUUUCAUUUAAAGAAUGGGCGUUCCAGUAAUGGCAGAGGGCCGUGACGCUAAACGUUAAGCCAAAUGUUAACUCUGUUAAAAGUUAAAAGCAGAGUUACAAGACCAUGAGUACCUCUUUUCCCCUUUCCACUGUUGCUCAGAAACCUGCUUUUCAGCCCUCAAGCCCUUUAUUGCUAGGCUGAAGACAUGUUUUCAGCUACUUCUUAUUUCAGUGCUCCUUAAGGUGAGCCGUUCUUGACAUGAGAAGGUAAACAUCUCUUGACAAUUAUUUAUUUAGUUAGUGCCACUUCUACCCCCCUCACACCCAUAGCUGAAAAACACAAUGGAAGCACAAAAGUUGGGGAGUUGGGAAAAGUCGUCCAACAAAACUAAAAGUCAAAUGAAAUGAGUUGUACAGACUAAAAGCUGGGCUGAACUGUAAGAGUUGAAGGGCAGGCAUGGAGGCUUGUAGCCAACCCAGAGCAAAAGCAUCCUGACUCUUGCUUAAAGGAAGAGAGCCCCCAAUUCCUUUUGGAAACUGUUCCAUAGUUGAACUGUUCUUACCACUUCUUAAACUGCAGUGCACAAACUAAACACAGUGCCCCGGACGGUGACUGUGUACACACAUCCGAAGCACACUUUGCCUCUCAAAGAAUUCUGGGCACUGUGUUUUGUGAAGGGUUGCUGGGAACUGUGACUCUGUGAGGAGUAAACUACAGUACCCAGAAUUCUUUGAGGGGGUGAAAGUACAGUGGUACCUCUGGAUGCGAACAGGAUCUGUUCCGGAGCUCUGUUCACAUCCAGAAGCGAACGCAACCCGCGUCUGUGCAGGUUGCGAUUCGCCGCUUCUGCACAUGCGUGUGACAUCCUUUUGACCGUCUGCGCAAGUGCGAGCGGUGAAACCCAGAAGUAACGUGCUCCGUUACUUCCAGGUUGCCGCAGCGUGCAACCUGAAGAUACUUACCCCCAAGCUACUUCAACCCAAGGUAUGACUGUACUUCAAAUGUGUUUUAAAGAUAUAGUGUCUACACAGGCAGUGUCUGACUAAUGUGGAAUAAACAGGAACUAAUACUGCUUAUGACUUGGAAACCACAGUUUUGUUAACGUGGCAGGAGCCUUCAGUGUGUGUGCGGCAACAUAACUCUAUGCCUACCAGAAGGAGAUGAUAGCCACAACAUUUCUGCAACAGAUAUCAAGGCCCUACUUCCUAGGCACAACAAUUCUCAACCUCAUACAGAGUAGGAAUAUAAAGCAGGGCCUGGCUAGGGAGAGGCAGUUUCUGAAAUCCAUGGGGCCUGGUCUGGGAAGAGCUUUGAGAACAUAAAGGACAUAACAUUAUGGAGCAGGGGACAGGCAGAGAACAGUUUGCUGAACAAAAAUUGUUGUGGAAGCCUUCCAAGAGUCUUGGCACUUAAUCUGUAUUUCCUGAUGCUGCAGCUGCCAAAUAUCUCUUGGCUUACUAAUUAUGACUGGGGAAAGUUACAUUAGAAUUUGCAUUUUUAAGAAGAUAUGGACUUCUUUCUGGGUCAGCCUUCAGCCCAAUACAGUGAGGUAGUGCCAUCAGAAUUCACAGGGAUUGAACCAGCAUGUAGACAGAGUAAACACUGAUCUAUAUAUCUUCUUUAUAUAUACUUGUGAAAGUGACUUGUAGGUGUAUUGCAUUAAUGAGAUAAGUGUACUAUAAACUUAUAGCGAAAUAAGUGAUAACAUUAUUUAACUUUCAUUUCAUAAACUACUUUCAGCUGGACUGCUAUGUUUUGUUCCAUGGGCAUCUUUAAAGCAGGGAUGAGGAAACUGUGGCCUUCCACAUGAUGUUGGACUUUAUAGUACUCUUGACCAUUAGCCAUACUGGCUAUACCAGGGGUGUUCAACAAUACCUGGAGGACCACAGGCUUCCCAUCCCAUCCCUGGUUUAAAGCAUAGCUAUGCUUUUCUAUAACAACAGCCUCUCUAUUUGUGUGCCUUUUGCAGGAUUGUUUUCAAAGGUAUGAGAAUCUCCCGCCCAGAUGCUGCAGUUGGGAAAUGUCGGAUGAUUCGCCAUUCGAGAGACAACAAAAAUGAGCCCAACCCACAGAGGUAGGUCCUUCUUGAUUGUGUUCUGUACAAACAUCUUCAAAUGGUGGUACUGGGUGGCAGCCGGUGGUCUCUCUCAUGCUGCUAGCAGGCUUUAUGAUCUAGCAUAAAGAGAGCCAGUGUGGUGUAGUGGUUAAGAGCGGUAGUCACAUAAUCUGGGGAACCGGGUUCGCGUCUCCGCUCCUCCACAUGCAGCUGCUGGGUGACCUUGGGCCAGUCACGCUUCUCUGAAGUCUCUCAGCCCCACUCACCUCACAGAGUGUUUGUUGUGGGGGAGGAAGGGAAAGGAGAAUGUUAGCCGCUUUGAGACUCCUGAAGGGGAGUGAAAGGCGGGAUAUCAAUCCAAACUCUUCUUCUUCUUCUUCUAGCAAGGCUUCCUUCAGUGGGAGGUGAUUUCCUCCAAUUUCCCUCCUUGCAAGCUCCCAUACUGUUCAGGAAGUUCCUUCAAAGCAGACCUUGGAGGCUCACAGGAGGCAGGAAUUCGCAAAAAAAUAAAAAUAAAAAUUGCCUACCUUGCUUUCUGAAAAUGGUAGCCGUGACUGGGUGAAAGGAGCUUUCCGUCAGCAUGAAGGACACCAUUGGAUACAACACGUCCACAUUUUGCUGGCUCUCCUUUUCUUUAAUUUAAAUAUCUAACAGUGAAGAGACUCGUAUGGCCUGCUCAUAUUUAGAAUUGGUUGCUGGGGGGAGCAAGGUGGGGGGCUGCCUUUUUACAACGGAAAGGGUGUACAGGUGAGGGGUACAUAACCCUGCCAUUCUCCAUCUCCCUCUCCCUCUGCUCAGCAGUUCAAAUAUUUUCCUCUCUAGCCCAGCUCCACCUCAGCAUCAGAGCUGAGCUUGGAAGAGAAAGAUGCUUGAAGUGAUAGUUCACAAGGAAGUACCGUAUUUUUCGCUCUAUAGGGAGCACCGGACCAUAGGAUGCACCUAGAUUUGGGGGGGGGGAAUAAAGAAAAAAAAUUAUUUCCCCCUCCCCCCAGCCCCAAAGAGUAAAGAAGCCAAGACAGCGAGCGGGAUCCAUCCUGCUGGCUGUCUUGGCUUCAUCUUUAGCCGCGGGGCUGGGGCGGGGGAAGCCCGAGCUUCCCCGACCCCAGCCCCCAGAACGGGUCCAGGAGCGGCGGCUCCUGGAGCUUGCCGGGCUGCGGGUGGGGGAAACCUGAGCUUCCGCCGACCCCAGAACGGGUACGGGAGCGGUGGCGAGAUUGUGCGCAACCUCGCCUUCGCUCCCGGAGCUUGCUGCUAUCCGCAAGCCUUCUGAGCCCGGUGGGAACUCCCGCCGUGCUCCGAUGGCUUGCGGAUAGCUGCCUGAAGCCUGGAGAGCGAGAGGGGUCGGUGCGCACCGACCCCUCUCCAGGCUUCAGCGAAAGCCUUCAUUCGCUCCAUAGGACGCACACACAUUUCCCCUUCAUUUUUGGAGGGGGAAAAGUGCGUCCUAUAGAGCAAAAAGUAUGGUAAUUUGGGGUGAGGGUUCUGUUGUCCACCUGCACAAAUUUUUUAUGUAAGAAAGCGAAACUACUCCUCCUCUUUUAGAUGUGAAUGAAGCAGGCACACGGGUGGAAAAGUCUGCUCCCUACCAUCGUGUUUACUCUGGCUUCUCGGCUCUAAGCCAAAUGGAAAAGCGAGAGAUUGUUUUAUGCCUCUUUUCAGCCCAGAGCCCUAACUCUUCCUUGUCAAACUUGAAAGCUUGCACUGCAUCUUGAAACUGUUAGCUGGUUCAAUAGCUGGUCUCCUAGAUUUCUGUGUGAUAUCAGCACAAAUGUUUAUGUUAGGUUUGAGCAUUUGGGACAUAAAAUAUUUUGUUCUCUUCGUAUUAGCCCGAAUACCCUUUCAAGGAGGCAAAAGAAGCUUCUAUUUGCAAAUCAAGAUUUCCCAACAGUGAAUCUCUCUUGUUCUUGCAGGUUCAACAAAAUUGCUCACACAAAGGAGACGAUGAACUCUGAUGGCUUAAACAGUCUGAAAUACACAGUAGAAAGAACUGAGAAAUUCCCAUUGUAUACAAAAAUCACAGUGGAUAUAGGAUCACCAAAGAGCUAGCAUGGCAGAGGUGCAACAGAAGACUUGGAGAACCCUAAACAGGGGCUGCUCAUCCUAUCAGAAUUUUAUCCCUGCUGUUUCAUUACAAUCAACAUGAAAAAAAGGAUGCCUUAUUUUGCCAUUCUGAGGCCUUUCAGUUGGAUGGACAAUUAAGAAUUUUAAUCUCAAAACUCUUGCUAUGUGUGUCUCUCUUUUAAAGUUUAGAACUGUUUGUAGGAGUUCGUAAAUAUGUCAAUUUUUCAGGGAAUAGUAGUGACAUAUGGGCAAAAUCCACUGGGAAGUUUUUCUGUGCUAGCCCCAUAAGAAGGUCUGAAAGCUGCCUGAAGGCACCAUCCAUCCAUUCAUGUGGCUCCUCUGUGCCUCAGUGGGGCUUGCGCAAGAGAGUUGCAUCGUGGACGGUGCCCAUUGCUUACUGCAAUGUUCUCCACUAUAAAUAGCAGUAGCACAAACUUGGGAAAUACUUCUGCUUUAAAAUGGAUGGUGUAUUAUGCAAUUAUGGGCCAUUUCCCCCCAUUCAGUUUUAAAAUUGGGCAAUGUUUAUGAAAAUUCAGUGCUGUGGUUACCGUAUGAAGGACCGGAAAAUGCUGCUAAAAUUGUUUUUGAGUUUACCUCUUUUGAUACAGAUCCCCAUUCUUGCAGACAGGAUUGUUCUUGUCUUCUUAGCUAUUGAAACACCUAAAAAGAGGGAAGAGAAUUAGGAUUAUCAAAAAAAGGGGGGGGCUUCGAUUCUGUUCUGCUGGCAGAGGGAAUUUUAAUAUUUUGGGUCUCUUUUUCCUGAAAAGUGUCUUUGCGUGACAAAAAUAUUUAGGCUCUGACUCUGAGAGCAAAGUUCUCAACCCAGUUAUCUGUUUGACGUGGGUAUCUAUCCACCACAGGCAAAAAGCACAGUGAACUGGACUGCACAGUAUUUGUUUCAAUCCGAAUGGAUCUUUCUAGCCUCGUUGAAGUUGAUCUUGAAGUCCUCCUUCUGUCUUGGGGCAAACUGAAUGGUUAGAGAGAUCCCAAUACGCAUGCUAUAGUCCGGAGAUCAUGCAGUGCUUUCUCCCUGCAGUGAGGGAAAGAGGUAGAGGGGCAGAAUGCAAGCCUGAGACUCGGGGCCAAACAUAUGAGUUGUGGCCCAUGGACACACAAAAAGCAUUCCACGCGCAUUUUGCCCUGUUAAAAAUUCACUUGCUUACCUGAGUCAGUCCAUCUGUGUGUAGUGUUAGCAUUCCUCUUGUGAGCACACUCAGCCUCUUGAUCACUGGGGAACUACUGCCACACUUGAAUGAAUAGGCCAGGUAUUGCUCAAGGUAAGUGCUUCUCAAAGCCUGAGGAGCACUGCCUUGUGUAUUGGAAGGUCAAGCAACAUUCACUGUGCUUCCCAGUUUGCAAUAUGGGCUUGCCUCUAGAAGCACGCAAAGUAGCAGUGCGUGCAGCGCAGCCAAAGAUUUCGCAAGCCAACGAAGCCCGUUUCCAUUUGCAAGGCAGCGGCACCUAUGCAAAUCGGUAGGAUUUCAGGGAAGGCGCAGCAAUAGAUAGACUAAGGACCUGGGGUUCACUAAAUAAACAGAAACUCUCUAUGAAAGCACCUUAUUAAGCAGUGAGUAGGAAUUUGCCACUCUUCGGGGGGGGGGUUGGCUGCCUCUGUAGUCUGUAGCAGUGGAUGAACCAUUGACUUGUGAUGUAACUGCCUUGCUUGAGGUCAGUGGGCCUACAAAGCAUCAUUGUCAAUGAUGCCUGUAAGUCCUUGACAUUGGGGGGUUUGGAAUGACUUGCAUAAGUACCAUUUCUUGUUUGCCUUAUGCGUGUAUGCUGAAUUUCAUAUUCCUUUUUUACUGUUACAAUGCAAUCUGUUUCUCACUGAGGAAUGGCAAAAGGUCUGUAAUUCUGGGUUCAUAAGGUAGUCUCCUUUUUUUUAAAAAAAAUAUAUAUUUUGUCAGAUACGUUUACUAUUCCAAGGACUAAAUACUGUAUAAAUGUCAAACAAAACAAUUAUUUUUUUUCUUGCAGUGUUGUGUGUUAAAACGUGAAAUUCGCUGUUUUUAUUUUUGCAACAUGUUAUUGAAAAGUUUGCAGGGGGUUGUAUAUAAAACCUAAUAGCAUGUUAACACCAUCAAUACAAGCUGCAGGCAAAGUCACAUUUAAACCAGACUAAAAAGGGGGUUUGUGCACUUUGAUUUGUAUAAACCAUCCUUGUGAUGUUGGUGUGCUCCUUAAAAAGGUGGCCUUUUUAGUAUAUUGCUUGAGGAGAUAAAGACAUCUCCUAAAAUAUUUUUGUGAAUUCUCAAAAUAUCCGUCUGGAUGCCAUUGAAACUCAGGUCCUGUUUGGACGUUGUAUUUACUCCCUGCCCUCUCUGUACUGUCUGUGUGGAGAGGUGACAUGAUUGCAGUGCUGUUAGGUUACAAAAUUUAGAAUCAUAGGCUCAUAGAGUUGGGAGGGAACUAAAUACUUCUUCCAGAAUGUCAGAAUCUGUGUUUAUAGCAUCAGGCGUGCUCAAAACCAUUCACAGGACCUUCUUAGGACUCCAUAAAUGAAUGAGGAUGGGCUUUAACUUUAGCUUUCUGCUGCACAGCCUCCUAUUUCUGUGGAGGCACAUAAGUCAAUUCACUUCAUUUUAUGCCUUGUAUAUAGGAGCAUAAAUGAGGCAGAGACAGAGAAGUGAAUAUCUAAACCAGGCAACCUUGCCUUUACUCAAGAGCAGGAUCCCCCUGAUCAUUAGAGAGAAUAUUUUUAAAAGAUUAAAUAUCUCUGUGGGGAUCUCAUGCAUAGUCAUUAAUUUCUCUUCACAGUGAGAAGAGUUGAGGAAAGGAAGGUACAACCCUGUUCUGUGGAGAAUGUUGUUCAAACAGGUCCUGAGUUUCCUAACUUGAAGAGGUUUUGACUUAUUCUAAUUGGAUAAUUAAGGGGGAGGGAGGAAUACAAAGAAUUGAGCCCUUUUUUAUUUAGCUGGUAAUGUGUGUGUGUGUGUUUCAUUCAUGCAUGUUGGGUUUAACUUCUUUAUUUAUUUCAACAUACUGAGCCAAAUGCUUAGCCUUUUACUAUUGGGUGUGUGGGAAGAGGGCAAAACAACUGUAUAUCUGUAAUUGGAAGUGUAUGUCUUCCUCUCAUUUUAAAUAUGCUCAUUUGUGUUUGGAGUUGACUGCGAACACUCUGGAAUGUGCCGUAAUUGAGAAGUAACCUGGGAUUUUUUUUUAAGUCAAUCAAAUGCUAGGUGCAUUUUGAACCAAUGUUCAGGUAUUUCUUAUAGUGGGUAUACAUCUUGCUAUAGUAAUUGACUUGGGUUGUUCUACAGCCCUUUCACCUAAGUAUUUGGGGAGGAAUCCAUACUGUGCUGUAUAUUUGCAUGGAGCAUUUCCCUGAAGAAAUGCAGCCCCAGAAGAAAUGAGUGGGCUGGGGUCAGUUAGGGAAGCAAGAGUAUUAAAAUGCACACACUAGCACCACAGUCUAGCACAGACAUACUUUUUCCUUGCAGUGGUGGAUCAGUGCACCCAUAUAUACCCAAGACAUUUGCAUCCGCACCAUACAUUCAAAGCACCGUUAUACUACUUGAACAGACGGGGAGAACCCCAAGAACUGUAUCACAGAAUCAGAGAAUUGUAGAGUUGGAAGGGACUCCAAGGAUAAUCUUGUCCAACCCUCUGCGAUGCAAGACUGUAGCUCUCCCGUACGGGGAUCGAACCUGCAAUCUUGGCGUCAUCAGAACCACGCUGAAGUAUCUAGGCUGACUGUAGUUCAGGGGUUUGGGGAAACUAGCCCUGUGAGGCCAGCACCCUUCACAAAACUACAGUUCGCAGUCCAUGUCUAUUAAAGAGGUAUGAUAUUAUUUUAAAUGUAUGGUGUGAAUGUGGUAUUGUAUAUGAGGAAGAAAUACCAGUAAUUCACUUUCCAAGUAAUAUGUGAACAAGCUUUGGAACCCAGCUGUAUGCUUCAGUAUGGUGGGUUUUUAAAAAGUUAUGGAGAUUAGUGCCUCCCUAUUAUUUUUAUGUAUCCAGUAGUUAAGGAAACUAAAUAAAACCAACCAACCCGUGCCUGUUGUUGAAAUAACCAGUCUUUUAGCUCUGCGAGAGCUACUGGGAUGCCCACCCUCCAGAAAUAAAAUUGCUCUUUCUGGAAAUUUCUAGUCUUUCUUCCUCAGAAAGCAGGUAUGUAGGUUACAUAUUGCAAGCUGAAGACACAAUAGUUUUUAAGAGACUUAAAUAUUAAGCACAUAAGAAGGAUCGUGCUAGAUCAGGCCGGUGGUUCAUCUAGUGCAGUAUCCUGUUCUCACAGGAUACGUGUGGGGGGAAACUAAAGCAUGUUGUUUGUGAAACACUUCGCUUCCCACAGCGUAUGCACAUAUUCUUUUUGUCCCACUGUUCUACCUGCUCAGGUCAGUUUUUUGGGGUUUGGGGAGUGAUAAGAGGCACCCCCCCAAAAAAAAAUAAAUUAAACCAUGGUAAAAUUGGGCAGAGCAUGCACACACCUCUUUCACACUGCCUUUAACUCUCAGAAUAAAUUGCCAUCUCUCUAUGGCUUCACUGGACUUUGGAAAGCAUUUAAAAACUCUUGUCCAAAUCUGGUCCAGGAUGUCGUUAGGGGGAGUGGGCACAUUCGUACUAUGCAAGCAACUUUUAAGUUGCACAUCAUAAAUAGCUUUGCUGUGUGUUUUUGUCUCUUUGUGUGAAGAUCGGGAGGGGGGGGUGUCAUAGAAACCACAUUGAAUUACCUGAGAAUACGUUUUAGCGCUCUCAGCUUCAAAGGUUUUGACGAAAGUGCCUUUAAAAUAUGUUCAUAGCAAGGGAGGGCGUGGCAGGGGGAGGAAUUGCUCCACAGAGCAGCAUUUGAUAAAUUCGCAUUGCUGUGGCUUGGUGACUUAUAUUUUUGCAAGAAACUACAUUAAAGACAUUGUAAACAAUAAAAGUUGGUGUUUUUAAUUUGA